This is a messenger RNA of Coregonus sp. 'balchen', 55448 nucleotides long. The record is from the annotation of a GenBank genome assembly. NCBI's taxonomy places the organism in Eukaryota, Metazoa, Chordata, Actinopteri, Salmoniformes, Salmonidae.
UGCAAUAUUACAUCAAUAACAUCUCCAACUGCGUCAGCGCUUCUGGUGAAAUGGAACAAAUACAUUGGAGCAACAAAUUAUUUUUUGGACUUUCGGGUAAUAAAUGCGACAGAUAUAGCACCUGUCGUGGUAACGCUACCAGCUACCAGUACGGAGAAAGUGGUCCAGGGCCUGAGACCUGGAACCUUGUAUAGUGUUACGGUCAAAGUGUUCCAGUUCUACUAUGUUAUGUGCUUGGAUACACAAGUGGCCAAAACAGGUAAGUAUCAUUCUCCACCGGAAAGCAAAGUUGUGAUAAACAUGAAUUUUAACCAGUAAACUCAAAUAUCUAGUCUUAAAAAUGGGUGCUAUUUAUCAAACCUAGUCUUAUUUUCCAAAUAAAUUUUUUGCAGAUUUACGCAUGGACUUUUACACAUGGACUGGUCUACUGAACAAUAUUCUAUAAAUGCUAAUAAUAGCUUACAUUGCCCCCUCUCGUUACUAUUUUAGUUCCCGACACGUCUCAGAUAACCUCCUCGAGGGCAUUAUCAAGUACUUCAAUCCAAAUAGAAUGGGCGCGCGUGUACCCCGCCGACCGUUAUCACCUGUUGAUGGAAUCAAAGUCCAGCGGAGAGAGACACAAUCUGACCUUCACCAACGUGAGCGCUGUGGUCCAAAACCUGCAGCCAUCAACCGUCUACGACUGUUACAUCUACACCGCAAACCAAGCUGGUCUUGGAGCGAGAAGCAGAGUGAGGACCAUUUCUACCUGUGAGUGACCUAUUUCACCUCGAUUAACAUUAGGCUACAUUCAGGUUGUGGGUAAACUGGUAGUAAAUGCGAGUUUUAAAGAAUUUUAAAAGGCAGGGUAUUCUAGCUUAAAUGUUUAACUUUUGACUUUUAGCUUUAUACUUCAGGCAUUCAGCCUUCAACUAGCCUACACUCUAAAAAGAAAAGGUUCCUGGAGUAUCCUUUAGGGGUUCUUCAAAUGAAACAGUGGGGGAACCCCUUUAAGUUCUUCCAAGUUCUUCAAAUAACCUCUUUUAAUGGAUCCUCGAAGAACCUUUUGGGGUUAAUUUUUUAACUACCCCCAUUCCCCUAUUAUUAAUAAUAAUACACAUAACAAUAACAACAAUAACACAAUAUUUUAGUUCUCAGUGUUUAUUAUGAUUUUAGUGGCAAAGCGGAAUAAAAAAUCAAAAUAUGAGGUAAACUCCCAGCAGAGCCCCAAGUCCAAUGGGUAUAUCCUCUCGCGUGUUGAUAUUCUCUGUAUCCAUAGCCAGAAUGAUUUUGCAGUGCAUGAUGAUUGAACAGGUUUCCUGUUAUAUUCAUCAGAGGUGUAGGGAGGGUGAAGUCUGAAUUCAAGAAAUAGUAAUUAUACAGAUGAUUAAUAAAACAUGCACACAACAGAAUUCAUAUCUUGUUUUUUGAGGUAAAUGUGAAUGAAAAAAAAAACUGUUUUGAUAAUGGUUUUCAUACACAUACCUUGUCCAUAAUGUAGAGGCCUAUGGGACAUUAAUUGAAGAGGUAAGGAAGGAGGAUAGUAAAUGUGAUCUACAUAACAUACCAUGUAGUCCCAUGUACCUCAGUUGGUAGAGCAUGGUGUUUGCAACGCCAGGGUUGUGGGUUCGAUUCCCACGGGGGACCAGUAUGAAAAUGUAAGCACUCACUAACUGUAAGUCUCUCUGGAUAAGAGCGUCUGCUAAAUGACAAAAAAUGUAAAAUACCAAUACCUUUGUAUGCCUCCUCGUCUGUAUACCUGCAGACACAGACACAUAAGGGAGCAGUUCAGUCAUCUGCACCCAAUACAGCUAGCCUGCAACAUAUUCUUAUAGCCUACACAUUCUUACCUCUUUGUUGAUUAAUAUCCAUUGAAUCAUGUCCAUUUUCUGUUUUAGAAAGAUUUGCACAAAUAUGAAAAGAUAGAUGGUAUCAUCAUAAAACAAUAUCAAUUUAGAUCAUACAAGGGACAAACCUUACCUUAAAUUGAGGAGAUCUUUACAUUUUUCAGUUAAGUGCCUGCACCUGCUGUCCUUUAAAAUCAAAAUGUUUCAGUUGGGCAGUUAGGUUGCUGCAAUAACCCCCACCAACUAAGGAGGUUCCUUGAUAAACCCCACCUCCUAUGGGGUUCUUGGAAGAACCUUUUGGGGGCCAUUUUCAGCGCCAAGAACCCUAAGGUUCUUCAACUAACUUUGAGGAUCUUAGAAGAACCCUUGUUGAACCUCUAAUUUGUAGAGUGUACAACAGGUGAGCUCUAGUCAGUGGUCCGUUAUAGGCCUACAUGACCGUUCAUUUGUCCCUCCCUAGUGAUCCAACCGCCAAAGGGAGUUACAGCCAAGCAGACUGGAAAGAGUACGGCGCGCCUGUUCUGGGAACCAGUGGAAAAGGUUAUUCUUUACCAGGUGACCGUUACCUACCUGGAUGAACCGGACCACCCGCUGUUCAAGACAAAAGUGUCACAAAACCAACUGGACAUACAGGAUAUCCUGCCAUGUUCCUCUUAUCAGAUAUCAGUGGCUUCUGUCAACACCUUACUGGAGCCAGGAGAGCCCGCUGAAUACACAUACACUACAAACAGUGAGUAAGCUUUUAUAAUUAAUUACUGUAUGAUAAACUAGGUAUUUUCAGACCUACUGUAUAUAUAUAUUUUUUAAUGUAAUAGCAAACAUUUCCUCAAAGUUUUCUCCUUUGCACUGAACUGAUAGCUAAUAAAUCAACAUGUAAUUUUCAAGUAGGCAAGCACUGAAUGAACCUCACAUUCACAUGAACCAAAUCCAGUACUUAUGCAAGUAUUAUGUCAUUUUCAGCAUUAAGUGCUGUGAUGUCCAUAUCAGUGGACUACAGCUGUACCAAUGGCUCAGCCAUGGUGUCCUGGGCCCAAGUGUCCGGAGCAGACUCGUACAGAGCAGCAGCUACCGGCAGCGGCAGGACUGUCCUGUCCUGCACCUCUCAGGGCACAGAGUGCCAGAUCACAGGGGUGGGCUGCGGAGAGGACUACCUGGUGCAGGUCACCGCUGUGUCCAAGAGCUGUCAGAGCAAAGUAAACACCACCUCACACUUUGUCACAGGUAAGAACACUGAGACCAAGGAGGUAUACUUUUGGACAGGUGAGACAGUGAGACACUUUUGACAUAUGUAGGACACCUGGAGACAGGUGAGACACAGUGACACAGGUGGGACACUGACUGAGAAAAGGGACACACCUGAAGAGAGGUGAGGCACUUUACACAGGUAAGAUAGACAGGUAAAAAUGUAAAAACAAGCUAAUUCUUGGAACCACAAUAAGACAGAGGACAGAGUGGAGGGCAAAGAUUCUAGAAGGCUGAACGAAUGGCACUCUUACACUUCUGACCCUUUAAUCCCUCCAAUCUGAUGUACAGCCAUGCUCCCCCCUACUGUAGGCUACAGCUUAACCGACAUCCUAUCUCUCACACACCCUCCUGAGGCUGCAUUGUGUACCAGGGCUUAGCUGCUGGAGAUCAAGGGCAACAAACAAGUGCUGUUGUUCACAGGAUGUACAAUACACCCACUGUACAAGUGAUGUGUCCAACAAAGUGCUUCACCUAAAUACACUUCUUACAUCAGAUUUGACACAUAUUACAGUUCACAUAAGAUGACAAUAUAAUGCAAAGCUGUAAACAGCCUUUCUUUUGCUGUUUUGGUUUAGGAUAAUAUCGGAGGUCAUAUAGCUGGUCAUUAGGGAAUAGUUGUUUACCUUCCUGCUUUUCCAUGGUCCUCUGUCUGUUUGUUUCUUAUUCACAUAGACACAGACCACACCCACACAUUACUGCAUAGGCAUCAUCCUUGAGAACUAGGUCCUCUAUUGAGCUGCAAAGUCACGUUAUAUUGUAUUCUGUAGCCUAUUUAGAGAAAACAGUCCCUUUGUAGAACUCUAUACCCCAAUGGUGUGCUGUAAUCGUAAACAUCAGGGUUUUGAUGUAUGACCCCAUUUUCUCUCUGUUCUCCCUUUCUUCACUCUCACUCUCACUCUUUCUCUCGCGCUCUCAUAUUUCUCUCUUUCCCUCCCUCCCUCCUCCCUCUCUCUCCCUCUCAGUCACCUGUCCUCCCAAGAAUCUCAAACUGUACCGUGAGUGUUCCAGCAACGUGAUCAUCUUCUCCUGGGAUGCCACCAACAACACGGCCCACUACAGGGCCACGGCCGUGGACUCAGAGGGAAAACACAUGUACUGUAUGACCUCAGACACUUCAUGUUUCUUCACCAACACUAUGUGUGGCCGUCGCUACACCUUCACUGUCUACUCUGUCAGUAGCGGGUGCAACAGCCAGGCCAGCCCACCGGUAACAGUCCACACCGGUACGACCACAGACACACUCACAGGCUGCUUCUGAAAUGGCACCUUAUUCCCUAUAUAGUAUGUUUUACAUAUUAGACAUUUAGCAGACACUCUUAUCCAGAGCGACUUACAGGUGGUGCAUUCAUCUUAAGAUACUGUAGCUAGAUUAGACAACCACAAGUAGAACUUUUGACAAGGGCCCAUGGCUUUUUCAUUAUGAGAAUAUGGUAGACCAUAGUGGUCAGCUGUUUGUUCACCUGCACACGCCCGCAAUUGCUAAUAACCCAUCUGCAACUGCCCGACUAUAUGUGAUAAAAUGAAAAUCUGAGGCCUGCACCCGACCCUAACCCACUAAUAUAGAAAACGCACUGUAAGCUACAGUCAAAGACAGAGGAAUGAUUUUUUGACAGGGGGUUGCGGAUGGGAUUUUUUUAAAUGCCUGAUUUAGAUAGGUUUCUGCUUAUAAUUUCCGACAUUUUGGUAGGCUAUUUGUUAGUCAACUUGUUUAUAAUUAUAUACAUGCAGCUUCUCUUCUGUCAUUAUACAGUAUGUUACCCUAUAAGACUAAAUAAACCCUUGCUCACCAGAAUAAUGUCAUAAAUCGAUAGAAUGAAUGCUUCAAUCUAGUUGACAUCGGUAAAGUUCUCUCUGUCAUCUCUGACUCUUUCGUGGAGUAAAUACGUUUAGGGACUGGGGAGAAAAUGCAAUAACUCAACAACAAAAAAUGGGAACGAUUUUCUGUGCAACAUUUCCAAAUGACAUGUUUCUGAUAAGAUUUCUGUUCGGCUUGGAUGCAUAUUUUAUGUGGUUGAAAUACUAUCAUAUUUUAUGGUGCUGAUAGAUAGCACCUCUACAGAUGGUAUCUAACUGCACAUUCGCAUUCUCUCAAGAUGCUGAAAGAAAUAAAUCAUAUUUCUCCAUUCAAGAUUUAGCCUACAUUUGGUUUGUCAUUUUACUGCAAGAAAUGCUUAAUUCUGCAGGAGUAAAUAUUAAGGCUAUGUGAGAGGUCAUAGACCUACAGUCAGUGUUCAGAUUUCGGUUUCAAUUGAACCCUUCUGAACAGUAGGCUACAGUUCCCUUGACGUUCCAUAGGCCUGUUUGAAGUCCCCGCCUUUUGACUGUUGAAUUUGUAUAGAGCCUCACAAUCAUCACACAUAACAUAUCAUCCAAUUUUACCACUUCACCAAAUCUUUCCCGAAAAUGUCUUCUUUAUUUUCAACUCUCCAUUUCGCAGCUUUUCUCUUAUUGAAUUAAACGCCGACAUUGUCCUUUUUGACUCCGUGAAUCGAUGUAACCUUGUUAUACCCAUUCCCAAAAGCAUUUGGCGUGUAGGUUACUUGGCGCGCGUACAAUUAGGCCCUGAUGCUUAGGCUUACGCACUAAUAUUAGAUAGCUAAAAAUAAUGAAAGAAAAACAGCAAUGUAGCCUAUAGAUAUAAAUUGCACAAGAUAAGAUAUUGUUUUCUCUUUAUUCAAUCCACCCGCCACCAACUCUCCCUUCAUCCACACAAUAUUUCAUGACCCCUAAACCUGCCCAACCCGCGGUUAUAACCGCGGGGACUGCGAGUUAUGAGUCAACUAGUAGACUACACUCAUAUUCUGGAUGAUUAGGAUGACAACUGGCGCUGUGUGGCACCCUCUAGUCUAGCGUCUGAUCUUGACGUUCUAAAGAGAGGACCAGUAGGUGUCAGGCUUUAGCUCCAGUCUUAGCACCCUGACUAUCCAUGACUUGAUUGGACUGCACUUUAAAAAAGCUAGAAACCCCCCCCCAUCUGAUCUAUAAGCAUAAUAUAAUUAGCAUAAUAAAGAAACAAGGUUUUUGAUAACAAUUUAGUGUACACGCUUAGAAAAAAGGGUUCUUCACUGGCCCAUAGGAGAACCCUUUUUGGUUUCAGGUAAAACCAUUUUUGGUUCCAGGUAGAACCAUUUUGGGUUCCAUGAAGAACCCUCUGUGGAAAGCGUUCUACAUGGAACCCAAAAGGGUUCUACCUGGAAUCAACAAGGGUUCUUCAAAGGGUUCUCCUAUGGGGACAGCCGAAGAACCCUUUUAGAUUGUAGAUUGCACCUUUUUUUCUAAGAAUGUAAUUUACAAAACUACAAUGCUCAUGAAAUAAUAAUAACUUGAGUGGAAAGACUAACAGCAACUCUUUAUCAUCCCUCUCCAGCCCCCUGUAUGCCCCAGAACAUGUUAUCCUCAGCCAACUGUCAGUCUGCAGUCCUGACCAGCACAUGGGACCGUGCUGAGGGGGCUCUGUCCUACAUGGUUGAGGCAUGGGGAAACAACGGUGAAAGCAACCGCUACAACUGCAGCUCCUUCACCAACAGCUGUUCCAUACCCUUGGUGCAAUGUGGGGAGAGUUUAACCAUGUAUAUCACAGCCUUCGAUGACAACUGCCCCAGCGACAGGACUCUGGGACAGGUGGCCGAGACAGGUGAGACGUGGUCAACUCUUCACUGCCAGUAUAUCACAUACAUUACAUCCACCUGAUUCUUCGAGCCGUUACCCUCCACUCAGUACAUUAGCUAUAUUGAUGUAACUUUCAUGCACAGUUUUUACAACUGGCUCAAUAACCUUAAAUUUAAUUCAGGGGGAAUAGCCAUUAAGCAGUGUAUAUUGUUCAACUGGGGCAUUCACUACCCUAGUAACUGACUAGCUAUAGUACCAAACCACACACAGACAGUCUGAAACCAACACACACUCAACUGAAUGUUCCCUCCCCGCUGCAGUUCCCUGCGUUCCUCAUAACGUUUCAGCGGCGAUGUACUGUGGAUCCGACUCCAUCACUCUGAACUGGCAGGUUUCCUACGGCUCUCUGUUCUACAUCGCCACGGCGAUGGAUGACGCUGGCGUGGUUCACACCUGUAACUCCAUGGAUACCAUGUGUCAGAUUAAAGGCCUGCGCUGCAGCUCCACCUACACCGCCUUCGUUACCGCAAUCAACCUCAAGUGCAACAGCUCCAACAGUGAGAUAGUCACCAUAGAGACAGGUAUGUUACUGUCCAUCAAUCAAUCAGAUAUAUUUAUUAAGCCCUUUUUACAUCAGCAGUUGUCACAAAGUGCGUUUACUGCACUGCCCUCUCCAGUUAGGGGACAGGCAGGCUGGUGAUGAGUUCUAAAUAGUUUUAUAAUAAUAAUAGUAAUAAUAAUAAUGAUAGUUUUAUUACACAGGAAGUAGUAGUAGUAGUAGUAGUCUUGUUAUUCUGUGCCUUUUGAGCAAGUCCUACUAUACAGCUCAAUAGGUACAUGAUUUCCAAACUGUUAUUUGCCAUGUUUUAUACAAGUGUUGAGUGUCUCUCACAUCACAUGAUCCCCUCCCCCUCCAGCCCCCUGCCUUCCGGACCACAUCGAGGCCUUCCUGGACUGUGCAGUGAACCACGCUCUGAUUGUGUGGCAGGGCCAUCACAGUAUACUCUCCUACACAGCCACCAUUGAGGACACGGAGGGAGGCCUGCUCAGCUGCAGCACCACGGGAAACAACUGCAAGGUCCCCAGCCUGAAGUGUGGCCAGCUCUACUCUGUCUCCGUCAUGCACCACGACGGCAUCUGCCCCAGCAUGCCCUCCCAGGCCAUCACCAUGGAGUCAGGUAGGAACCUCCACCAUUAACAGUAAACACAAUACUAGCCCUAAUUUUCAAAUUUGGCAACCGCCAAAUCCUUAAUCCAACAACUAGAGUCAGGUAGGGCAUCUCUAUGACUUAUAUGCAACUUACUCAACUUAACACAAAUUGAUUCAAUCCUACUCAGUUUCGACUUCAGUCCCAAACUUAACCCCACUCCACAGUUAUAUGACCCCUAGAUUUAUACAGUAGUAUACUAAAAUAGAAGUGUAUCAGGGUUAUGAUACACUUCUAUUUUAGUAUACUACUGUACAUACUGCAUGUCUUUGGUCAAACUUACCUCCUCUCUUCUCCAUCACUCUCGCUCUCUCGCUCCAGUCCCAUGCGGGCCUGCCAAUGUACAAACUGAGAUUGAUUGUGGGUCUGGAACGCUGACGGUGAGCUGGGACACGUCGCUGCAUGUGGAAGGUUACACCACCAUCAUCUACCACGACAACAGAGAGCAGGUGACCUGUAACUCCACGGCAACCAGCUGUAGCGUGGACACACUGGACUGUGGCGAGGAGUAUGUUGUGGAGGUUUUGUCUGUUAACGGAUCCUGCCUCUCUAUGCCCAGCCAGGCCAUGGUCGUCAGGGAAGGUGAGACAGGAUACAACUAGUUUGUGAAAUUCAGUAGACAUAACAAUGGAACAAAAACGCGUUAUAUAAAGUCUCUUUCCAAUAUUGCUCAACUCAAAUUCAAGGAUGUUAGAACUUUUAUAACUCAUCAGUUACUCUACAUAAACUGUAAAAAUCUAUUUUUAAAGCAAUAUGUUCUAAUUUUGUCCUCAUCUUCCUCCCCUCUCAGUGCCCUGUGUGCCCACUAACGUGACAGCGAAGCAUACCUGUGGAGAGAGCUCUGUAGCCGUCACCUGGAAUGCCAGCCGUGGGGCCAAGACCUACACUGCCAUCGCCAUGGGCAACAACGGCCACCGUACGGAGUGCACGUCCAACGACACCACCUGUAGUCUGGAGGAUCUGCUGUGUGGUCAGACGUACAGCCUCAGCGUGAUGGCUGUGGACGACGCCUGCUCCAGCAUGGAGAGCAGUAUGGUCACCAUACAGACAGGUAAGGACAGAGUAAUACCCAGGGAGGUUGAUGUGAUAUGUUUCUGGGUUAAGCAAUCAAUCAAUCAAGCAACCUGCUUGAUUGGUUAAGUCAGGAAAAGCCAUGAACAUUAUUAUUUUUGUAAACUGCAUUAAUGUGCGUUUGGAGUCAUAUUCUCAACAAAACCAUGUUGACAGAUAUACUAGUAUGUGGACACCCCAGAUACACAGAAGUAUGUGGACACAACUUUAAAUUAGUGGAUUCGGCUAUUUCAACCACACCCGUUGCUGGCAGGUGUAUAAAAUGAGAACACAGCCAUGCAAUCUCCAUAGACAAACAUUGGCAGUAUAAUGGCCCGUACUGAAGAGCUCAGUGACUUUCAACGUAGCACCGUCAUAGGAUGCCACCUUUCCAACAAGUCAGUUUGUCAAAUUUCUGUCCUGCUAGAGCUGCCGUGGUCAACUGUAAGUGCUGUUCCUGUGAAGUGGAAAUGUCUAGGAGCAACAACUGCUCAGCCGAACGUGGUAGGCCACACAAGCUCACAGAACGGGACUGCCGAGUGCUGAAACGCAUAGCUCGUAAAAAUUCUGUCCUCAGUUGCAACACUCACUACCGAGUUCCAAACUGCCUCCGGAAGCAACGUCAGCACAAUAACUAUUCAUUGGGAGCUUCAUGAAAUGGGUUUCCAUGGCUGAGCAGCUGCACACAAGCCUAAGAUCACCAUGCGCAAUGCCAAGAUUUGGCUGGAGUUGUGUAAAGCUCGCCACCAUUGGACUCUGGAGCAGUGGAAACGCGUUCUCUGGAGUGAUGAAUCACACUUCACCAUCUGGCAGUCCGACGGAGAAUCUGGGUUUGAUGAAUGCCAGGAGAACGCUACCUGCCCAAAUGCAUAGUGCCAACUGUAAAGUUUGGUGGAGGAGGAAUAAUGGUCUGGGGCUGUUUUUCAUGGUUCAGGUCCAUUAGUUCCAGGAAAGGGAAGUCUUAACGCUACAGCAUACAAUGACAUUCUGGUCUGCACAGAUCCCUGACCUCAACCCCAUCAAACACCUUUGGGAUGAAUUGGAACGCCGACUGCGAGCCAGGCCUAAUCGCCCAACAUCAGUGCCCGACCUCACUAAUACUCUUGUGGCUGAAUGGAAGGAAGCAAGUCCCUGCAGCAAUGUUCCAACAUCUAGUGGAAAGCCUUCCCAGAAGAGUGGAGGCUGUUAUAGCAGCAAAGGGGGUACCAACUCCAUAUUAAUGCCCAUGAUUUUGGAAUGAGAUGUUCGACCAGAAGGUGUCCACAUACCUUUGGCCAUGUAGUGUAUUUUUGGAGUGGUGUAUCUCAAAGCAUAAGGCUAACUACAUUACACAGAGCCAUAAACAAUCCAAGUCAGACCAUAACCCUGUUCUCUCCUUCUCCCCUCCUGCAGUGCCUUGCCCUCCCACCCACGUCUCCAGCUGGGUGGACUGUGGCAGUAACACAGCCUCCCUCUCCUGGGAUGCCAGCCCCAACGCCAUCUCCUACUCUGGCAUUGCGGUGGGCAUGGAUGGGCACAGUGUGAGCUGUGGCCCUGCCUUCCCAGGGUGCCAGAUGGCUGGGCUGCACUGUGGUCAGGAGUAUGUCUUCACUGUGUCUGCCUCCGACGGUAGCUGUGAGAGCCCCGAGAGUGACACGUUCACACAGGAGACAGGUGAGAGAAACAGAGACAGCAUCUUCUUCUUCUGUUCAAUUAGAGAUAAUAUUACAGAUAAUAUUUUCUUCCUCUACUAUCUACUACUAUAACUACUACUACUAUUACUACUACUAAUUCUACAGAAUCUUUCAACUUCCUCUCACAUUCCUCUUUGCUACAGUACUAAACAUUCAAAAAUGAUUUUCUAUUCCAUUUGAUCUAAAUUAGUAUUCUUCCUCUCCUCUCCCUGUCAGCCCCCUGUGCCCCCCAGAGUGUAGCAAACAGUCUGUUCUGCAGCACAAACACUCUGCGCGUCAGCUGGGCCCCUGCAGCCAUCGCUCUGAACAACAGCGUCACUGCCAUGGCUGGUGAUGGUACUGCACUCUCCUGCACCACAGAAGGCUCCACCUGCGAGCUGGAUGGACUGCAGUGUGGACAACAGUACACUGUUGCCGUGACAGCCAUCAGCAGCAACUGUACCGGACCUACCAGCGCACCACAGACAGUCCAGACAGGUGUGUUAUCUGUCUUGCAUUGCAGUUGGAAUUUAAAGAGAGAGCAGUUGUACUGUACUGCAUACUGUUAUUACAUAGAACUCACACUUUCUGUUCUCUCUCUCUCAGUGCCAUGUGUUCCCUCCAGUGUGCAUGGGGUUGUGGACUGUGCCUCUAACACCCUGCAGGCCUCUUGGGAUGCCACGGAUGGGGCUCACGCUUACAUUUCCAUGGUGACCGGGCCAGACAGUUACACUUCGACGUGCUCUACCGCCAACCUGACCUGUUUCUUCACCGGCCUGGAGUGUGCCAAGGAGUACAGCGUCAGCGUGGUUGCAAAAGACAACCAGUGCAACAGUUCUGUCAGCGUUGACGUAUCAGUGACAACAGGUAAGUUCAGAGAAGAAAUCCUGCCUCCUCUUCAAACUGUACGUUGUAAUGUGACUAAUAAUCCUUGUAUUCCAUUGUAUUAAUGUUACAUUGAUGUACAAAAACCCUCUCUGACCCUGUUGCAUAGUCUCCUACAAAUUGGUCCUUUGAGCCGGAUAUGAACAAGCAACCUAUAGGCCAGGGAUCAUCAACUAGAUUCAGCCGCGGGCCGAUUAUUUUCUUGAGCAGAUGGUAGGGGGGCCGGAACAUAAUUACAAAUAAUUUGUAGACGGCAAAUUGACUGCAGGAAGCGCAAAUUGAUAUAAUGUUUGACUAAAACAUUAUCAUUUCAAACCUUGCUUACUUUUGUUUACAAUCCCGUUUCUUUCUAUUAUGCGUGAAUACUUGGGAACAGAUUUCUUAAAUUAAAAUUACUUGGAGCUGAUUUCCUGGUGUUUUUAGUCUAUGUCUAACAAUAAAACAUAUAUUUUAAAAAAGCAAUUUUUUUGUUGCAAAUAAAAACACCCGCGGGCCAAAUUGGCGCCGCCAGUUGGGGAACCAUGCUAUGACUAGGCUUAUUCCCCAAAACAUGUGUAAACAUACUGUGAGCACAUUAUCAGGUCAUGUGACCAGUAAGAAAAAGGUAUGAAAAUGUAUGCACUCACUACUGUAAGUCGCUCUGGAUAAGUGUCUGCUAAAUGACUAAAAUGUUAUUAUGUUCUCUGACCUCUCUUUGACCCCCUCCCCAGCCCCAUGUGACCCAGAAAACGUGGUUUCCCUGCUGCAGUGCAGCUCAGGCGUGGUGACGGUGUCCUGGGAGGCCAGUGCUGGAGCCACCGGCUAUACCGCCUCGGCACAGGAGGACGGAGAGACACACUUUACUUCCUGCAGCACCACAGGCACUUCCUGUGACCUCACCCAGCUGGAGUGUGGAGAGGUUUACACCGUGACAGUUGUGGCCGGGGAUGGAAUCUGCAACAGUACCUUGCUGGCCACAACCACCAUCCAGACAGGUAAAGGAGGGAGAAAGAUAGUAUGUGCGAUAGAGAGAGAGUGACAGACAGAAAUAUAGAGAUUGAGAUAGAAAUUACAACCAAAGAGAGAUAGAUAAGAUAACAGUAUGUAUCUCUGUGAUAUAUCAUUUCGAACACAGAGAGAGAGCCGUUUGAUAUAACAGACAGACACUAGUCCAUCUCCAGUCCCUAACCUGUCCUCUCCUCUUCUUCGCCUGCUCCAGCUCCCUGUCCCCCCACCAUCAAGGACCACUCCCUGGAUUGUGCCUCAAACCAGGCCUCCAUCUCCUGGGUUGACGAUGACGAUGCUGUGGGCUUCCUCAUCAACGCCACCUCUGCCCUGGGUCACACCCCCUUCUGCAGCUCCACCAACACCUCCUGUCUCCUUGACGACCUACUCUGCGGACAGACCUACACCGUGCAUGCCAUCGCCCAGGGAGACCAGUGCAACAGUGAGCCCAGCGAGUCGUUCGAGAUCGUCACAGGUGUGUUUUUAGACUAGAGCUGUGUGUGAUUGACGUGGGAUUAAUUUGCUGUUAUUAUUAUAAAACGCAGCUGGUCCACUAACGGCCCACUACUGGAAAAGAUGGCGGCCCACUGGCCCCACUCAUGUUGUUGUGACUAAUUGUCUCCUUUUGACUGACCAAGUGUAUUUGUGUAUGUUUCCACAGCCCCUUGCACCCCAGCCAACGUCCGGUCCCAGUAUGAGUGUGGUACGAGCAUAGCUCUGCUGAGCUGGGACGAGACUCUGGGGCGUGAUAGCUUCAUCACCCGUGUAGAGUCUGGUGACCACAGUGACUCCUGCAGUACGACUGAGACCCAAUGCUCUUUGACCACGCUCAUGUGUGGUCAUCUCUACAAUGUGACCGUGGAUGCUCUGGCCGGACACUGCAACAGCAGCCAUUCAGCUGCCACACAGAUACAUACAGGUAAAUGGGGAUAAUGGUCCCCAGUGUAGUCAGUAUCAUUUACAGUAACAGUUUAUUACUUUAACAUUGUCCCCCUCUCCUACCCUCCCUUCAGCUCACUGUGCCCCGCAGAAUGUCAGUGCCAGUCUGCUGUGUGCCAACAACACAGUGGCUGUAACCUGGCUGGCCAGCUCUGGUGCUGUGGGCUACAAUGUGACCGCCCUGGGCCACGACGGUGACACCAAAACCUGCACCACAGACGACACCAGCUGUGAUCUACCAAACAUGCACUGCGCUCAGACCUAUGACAUCACUGUCACGCCCUUCUCUGAGACGUGUAAAGGCUUCCAGAGCACCGCCUUCACCUUCAUUGCAGGUAUGGAAAACAAAUACAGAUCAGAGAAGCUACUUAAAGACAUUUACAUUCUUAAGAGUACUCCAUUGGAUGCUGUAACUCUUAAAACAUUUAACAUUCUAACAUUUAAGUCAUUUAGCAGACGCUCUUAUCCAGAGCGACUUACAAAUUGGUGCAUUCAACUUAGGAUAGCCAGUGGGGGGGGGGGGGGGGGGGGGGGGGUAGAAGGAUUACUGUUAUACUAUUCCAGGUAUUCCUUAAAGAGGUAGGGUUUCAAGUGUCUCCGAAGGUGGUCAGUGACUCCGCUGUCCUGGCGUCGUGGGGGAGCUUGUUCCACCAUUGGGGUGCCAGAGCAGCGAAUAGCUUUGACUGGGCUGAGCGGGAACUGUGCUUCCGUAGAGGUAGGGGGGCUAGCAGGCCAGAGGUGGAUGAACGUAGUGCCCUCAUUUGGGUGUAGGGUCUGAUCAGAGCCUGAAGGUAAGGAGGUGCCGUUCCCCUCAUAGCUCCGUAGGCAAGCACCAUGGUUUUGUAGUAGAUGCGAGCUUCAACUGGAAGCCAGUGGAGUGUGCGGAGGAGCGGGGUGACAUGAGAGAACUUGGGAAGGUUGAACACCAGACGGGCUGCAGCGUUCUGGAUAAGUUGUAGGGGUUUAAUGGCACAGGCAGGGAGCCCAGCCAACAGCGAGUUCAAAUCAAAUCAAAUCAAAUUUUAUUGGUCACAUGCGCCGAAUACAACAGGUGCAGACAUUACAGUGAAAUGCUUACUUACAGCCCUUAACCAACAGUGCAUUUAUUUUAAACAAAAAAAAGUAAGAAUAAAACAACAACAAAAAAAGUGUUGAGAAAAAAAGAGCAGAAGUAAAAUAAAGUGACAGUAGGGAGGCUAUAUAUACAGUAAAAUAAAGUGACAGUAGGGAGGCUAUAUAUACAGGGGGGUACCGUUGCAGAGUCAAUGUGCGGGGGCACCGGCUAGUUGAGGUAGUUGAGGUAAUAUGUACAUGUGGGUAGAGUUAAAGUGACUAUGCAUAAAUACUUAACAGAGUAGCAGCAGCGUAAAAAGGAUGGGGUGGGGGGGCAGUGCAAAUAGUCCGGGUAGCCAUGAUUAGCUGUUCAGGAGUCUUAUGGCUUGGGGGUAGAAGCUGUUGAGAAGUCUUUUGGACCUAGACUUGGCACUCCGGUACCGCUUGCCGUGCGGUAGCAGAGAGAACAGUCUAUGACUAGGGUGGCUGGAGUCUUUGACAAUUUUGAGGGCCUUCCUCUGACACCGCCUGGUAUAGAGGUCCUGGAUGGCAGGGAGCUUUGCCCCAGUGAUGUACUGGGCCGUACGCACUACCCUCUGUAGUGCCUUGCGGUCAGAGGCCAAGCAGUUGCCAUACCAGGCGGUGAUGCAACCAGUCAGGAUGCUCUCGAUGGUGCAGCUGUAGAAUUUUUUGAGGAUCUGAGGACCCAUGCCAAAUCUUUUUAGUCUCCUGAGGGGGAAUAGGCUUUGUCGUGCCCUCUUCACGACUGUCUUGGUGUGUUUGGACCAUGAUAGUUCGUUGGUGAUGUGGACACCAAGGAACUUGAAGCUCUCAACCUGUUCCACUACAGCCCCGUCGAUGAGAAUGGGGGCGUGCUCAGUCCUCUUUUUUUUCCUGUAGUCCACAAUCAUCUCCUUUGUCUUGGUCACGUUGAGGGAGAGGUUGUUGUCCUGGCACCACACGGCCAGAUCUCUGACCUCCUCCCUAUAGGCUGUCUCAUCGUUGUCGGUGAUCAGGCCUACCACUGUUGUGUCGUCGGCAAACUUAAUGAUGGUGUUGGAGUCGUGCCUGGCCAUGCAGUCAUGGGUGAACAGAGAGUACAGGAGGGGACUGAGCACGCACCCCUGAGGGGCCCCCGUGUUGAGGAUCAGUGUGGCAGAUGUGUUGUUACCUACCCGUACCACCUGGGGGCGGCCCGUCAGGAAGUCCAGGAUCCAGUUGCAGAGGGAGGUGUUUAGUCCCAGGAUCCUUAGCUUAGUGAUGAGCUUAGAGGGCACUAUGGUGUUGAAUGCUGAGCUGUAGUCAAUGAAUAGCAUUCUCACGUAGGUGUUCCUCUUGUCCAGGUGGGAAAGGGCAGUGUGGAGUGAAAUAGAGAUUGCAUCAUCUGUGGAUCUGUUGGGGCGGUAUGCAAAUUGGAGUGGGUCUAGGGUUUCUGGGAUUAUGCUGUUGAUGUGAGCCAUGACCAGUCUUUCAAAGCACUUCAUGGCUACAGACGUCAGUGCUACGGGUCGGUAGUCAUUUAGGCAGGUUAUCUUAGAGUUCUUGGGCACGGGGACUAUGGUGGUCUGCUUGAAACAUGUUGGUAUUACAGACUCAGUCAGGGACAUGUUGAAAAUGUCAGUGAAGACACUUGCCAGUUGGUCAGCACAUGAUCGGAGUACACGUCCUGGUAAUCCGUCUGGCCCUGCGGCCUUGUGAAUGUUGACCUGCUUAAAAGUCUUACUCACAUCGGCUACGGAGAGCGUGAUCACAUAGUCAUCCGGAACAGCUGGUGCUCUCAUGCAUGCUUCAGUGUUGCUUGCCUCGAAGCGAGCAUAGAAGUGGUUUAGCUCGUCUGGUAGGCUUGUGUCACUGGGCAGCUCGCGGCUGUGCUUCCCUUUGUAGUCUGUAAUAGUUUUCAAGCCCUGCCACAUCCGACGAACGUCAGAGCCAGUGUAGUAUGAUUCAAUCUUAGACCUGUAUUGACUCUUUGCCUGUUUGAUGGUUCGUCGGAGGUCAUAGCGGGAUUUCUUAUAAGCGUCCGGGUUAGAGUCCCGUUCCUUGAAAGCGGCAGCUCUACCCUUUAGCUCAGUGCGGAUGUUUCCUGUAAUCCAUGGCUUCUGGUUGGGGUAUGUACGUACGGUCACUGUGGGGACGACAUCAUCGAUGCACUUAUUGAUGAAGCCAGUGACUGAUGUGGUGUACUCCUCAAUGCUGUCUGAAGAAUCCCGGAACAUGUUCCAGUCUGUGCUAGCAAAACAGUCCUGUAGCUUAGCAUCUGCGUCAUCUGACCACUUUUUUAUUAACCGAAUCACUGGUGCUUCCUGCUUCAGUUUUUGCUUAUAAGCAGGAAUCAGGAGGAUAGAGUUAUGGUCAGAUUUGCCAAAUGGAGGGCGAGGGAGAGCUUUGUAUGUGUCUCUGUGUGUUGAGUAAAGGUGGUCUAGAGUUUUUUUCCCUCUGGUUGCACAUUUAACAUGCUGGUAGAAAUGAGGUAGAACGGAUUUAAGUUUCCCUGCAUUAAAGUCCCCGGCCACUAGGAGCGCUGCAUCUGGAUGAGCGUUUUCCUGUUGAUUAAUGGCCUUGUACAACUCAUUCAGAGCAAUCUUAAUGCCAGCAUUGGUUUGUGGUGGUAAAUAGACAGCUAUGAAAAAUAUAGAUGAAAACUCUCUUGGUAAAUAGUGUGGUCUACAGCUUAUCAUAAGAUACUCUACCUCAGGCGAGCAAAACCUCGAGACUUCCUUAGUAUUUGAUUUUGUGCACCAGCUGUUGUUUACAAAUAUACACAGACCGCCGCCCCUUGUCUUACCAGAGUCAGACGUUCUGUCCUGCCGAUGUAGCGUAUAGCCUGCUAGCUGAAUGUUAUCAUUGUUGUCGUUCAGCCACGACUCCGUGAAACAUAAGAUAUUACAGUUUUUAAUGUCCCGUUGGUAGGAUAACCGUAAUCUUAACUCGUCCAUUUUAUUCUCAAAAGAUUGAACGUUGGCUAGUAGGAUUGAUGGGAGAGGCAGUUUACUCGCUCGCCGUCGGAUCCUUACAAGGCACCCGGAUCUGCGUCCGCGAUAUCUCCGUCUCUUCCUCACGCGAAUGACGGGGAUCUGGGCCUUGUCGGGUGUCUGUAGGAUAUCCUUCGCGACCGCCUCGUUGAAGAAAAAAUCUUCGUCCAAUGCGAGGUGAGUAAUCGCUGUCCUGAUAUCCAGAAGCUCUUUUUGGUUAUAAGAGACGAUGGCAGAAACAUUAUGUACAAAAUAAAUUACAAAUAACGCGGAAAAACACACAUAAUAGUACAAUUGGUUAGAGGGCUGUAAAACGGCAGCCAUCUUCCCCAGCGCUGUUCUCUGCAGUAAUCCAGAUGGGAGAUGACAAGUGCCUGGAUUAGGACCUGUGCCGCUUUCUGUGUAAGGUAGGGUCGUACUCUGCGAAUGUUGUAGAGCAUGAACCUGCAGGAUCGGGUCACCGCUUUGAUGUUAGCGGAGAAUGACAGGGUGUUGUACAGGGUCACGCCAAGGUUCUUUGCACUCUGGGAGGAGGACACAAUGGAGUUGUCAACCGUGAUGGCGAGAUCAUGAAGCGGGCAGUCCUUCCCCGGGAGGAAGAGCAGCUCCGUCUUGCCGAGGUUCAGCUUGAGGUGGUGAUCCGUCAUCCACACUGGUAUGUCUGCCAGACAUGCAGAGAUACGAUUCGCCACCUGGUUAUCAGAAGGUGGAAAGGAGAAAAUUGUGUGUCGUCUGCGUAGCAAUGAUAGGAUAGACCAUGUGAGGAUAUGACAGAGCCAAGUGACUUGGUGUAUAGAGAGAAUAGGAGAGGGCCUAGAACUGAGCCCUGGGGGACACCAGUGGUGAGAGCACGUGGUGCGGAGACAGAUUCUCGCCACGCCACCUGGUAGGAGCGACCUGUCAGGUAGGACGCAAUCCAAGAGUGAGCAGCGCCGGAGAUGCCCAACUCGGAGAGGGUGGAGAGGAGGAUCUGAUGGUUCACAGUAUCAAAGGCAGCAGAUAGGUCUAGAAGGAUAAGAGCAGAGGAGAGAGAGUUAGCUUUAGCAGUGCGGAGAGCCUCCGUGACACAGAGAAGAGCAGUCUCAGUUGAAUGAUCAGUCUUGAAACCUGACUGGUUUGGAUCAAGAAGGUCAUUCUGAGAGAGAUAGCAGGAGAGUUGGCUAGAGACGACACGCUCAAGAGUUUUGGAGAAAAGAAAGAAGGGAUACUGGUCUGUAGUUGUUGACAUCGGUCUCUGUCUCAACAACUGUCCUUAACAACAACCCCCCCUUCUCUCUUCCUCUAUCCUCCCCCCCCAGGUCCCUGUCCCCCCACCGAGGUCCAGACCUCUCUGCAUUGUGAGAGUAACGUGGGUUCCGUGUCCUGGGUCGCCGCCCGUACCUCCCAGAUGUACGUUGCCACGGCAACUGGCCAGGACGGCCACGCCCACACCUGCAUCACCAAUGGGACGGCGGGUUGCUCCUUCAGUGACCUGAAAUGUGGCGAGACCUACACCGUCUCAGUGGUAACCAUGGAGAGGGGAUGCCAGAGCAAGCCCAGCGCACCAUUCCCCCUCAAAGCAGGUGAGAGGAGAGAGUAAAUCACUAUACUAAUGGCUGUACUCAUUAGCAUUAACUUAACGAUAACGAUCUGCUAACUGUAUAUCUCAGUUUAAGUCUCCAUAUAAUCUUUUCAUCAAACCUUGACACUGAAUGCAUUUAGCAAAGUAAUGAUAAUUAUUGGGUGGGUUUGAUACAGUGAGGGGAAAAGAGUAUUUGAUCCCCUGCUGAUUUUGUACGCUUGCCCACUGACAAAGACAUGAUCAGUCUAUAAUUUUAAUGGUAUGUUUAUUUGAACAGUGAGAGACAGAAUAACAACAAAAAAAUCCAGAAAAACACAUGUCAAAAAUGUUAUAAAUUGAUUUGCAUUUUCAUGAGGGAAAUAAGUAUUUGACCCCUCUGCAAAACAUGACUUGGUGGCAAAACCCUUGUUGGCAAUCACAGAGGUCAGACAUUUCUUGUAGUUGGCCACCAGGUUUGCACACAUCUCAGGAGGGAUUUUGUCCCACUCCUCUUUGCAGAUCUUCUCCAAGUCAUUAAGGUUUCGAGGCUGACGUUUAGCAACUCGAACCUUCAGCUCCCUCCACAGAUUUUCUAUGGGAUUAAGGUCUGGAGACUGGCAAGGCCACUCCAGGACCUUAAUGUGCUUCUUCUUGAGCCACUCCUUUGUUGCCUUGGCCGUGUGUUUUGGGUCAUUGUCAUGCUGGAAUACCCAUCCACGACCCAUUUUUUUCAAUGCCCUGGCUGAGGGAAGGAGGUUCUCACCCAAGAUUUGAUGGUACAUGGCCCCGUCCAUCCUCCCUUUGAUGCGGUGAAGUUGUCUUGUCCCCUUAGCAGAAAAACACCCCCAAAGCAUAAUGUUUCCACCUCCAUGUUUGACGGUGGGGAUGGUGUUCUUGGGGUCAUAGGCAGCAUUCCUCCUCCUCCAAACACGGCGAGUUGAGUUGAUGCCAAAGAGCUCGAUUUUGGUCUCAUCUGACCACAACACUUUCACCCAGUUCUCCUCUGAAUCAUUCAGAUGUUCAUUGGCAAACUUCAGACGGGCCUGUAUAUGUGCUUUCUUGAGCAGGGGGACCUUGCGGGCGCUACAGGAUUUCAGUCCUUCACGGCGUAGUGUGUUAUCAAUUGUUUUCUUGGUGACUAUGGUCCCAGCUGCCUUGAGAUCAUUGACAAGAUCCUCCCGUGUAGUUCUGGGGUGAUUCCUCACCGUUCUCAUGAUCAUUGCAACUCCACGAGGUGAGAUCUUGCAUGGAGCCCCAGGCCGAGGGAGAUUGACAUUUAUUUUGUGUUUCUUCCAUUUGCGAAUAAUCGCACCAACUGUUGUCACCUUCUCACCAAGCUGCUUGGCAAUGGUCUUGUAGCCCAUUCCAGCCUUGGCCAUGGUGGAGAGUUUGGAAUCUGAUUGAUUGAUUGCUUCUGUGGACAGGUGUCUUUUAUACAGGUAACAAACUGAGAUUAGGAGCACUCCCUUUAAGACUGUGCUCCUAAUCUCAGCUCGUUACCUGUAUAAAAGACACCUGGGAGCCAGAAAUCUUUCUGAUUGAGAGGGGGUCAAAUACUUAUUUCCCUCAUUAAAAUGCAAAUCAAUUUAUAACAUUUUUGACAUGCGUUAUUCUGUCUCUCACUGUUCAAAUAAACCUACCAUUAAAAUUAUAGACUGAUCAUUUCUUUUUCAGUGGGCAAACGUACAAAAUCAGCAGGGGAUCAAAUACUUUUUUCCCUCACUGUAUGUGUGCGAUUUCAAAACCAAAAAGCUCACACUCUUUCCCUCUUCCUGUUUUUUCCUCUCUUUCCCUCCCUCUCUCAGCCAUCUGUCCUCCUACCAGGCUGGCUGGAGUGACGGCCUGUGGCACCAACGACCUGACCAUCACCUGGGACCAGAACCCCGAGACCGGUGUCACCUAUUUCCUGUAUUCCCAGAAAGAGGGCGGAGCCAACACCAGCUACUCCACCGUAGACCCGUCCCAUGUGAUCUCAGGGCUGCAGUGUGGAGAACACUACAGCUUCAGGGUCAUGGCCAAGGACUCUGUCUGCACCAGCAGCCUCAGCUCAACCAUGGAGAUAGACACAGGUACCAACCACAGGCAGGGUCUCUUUCCUACCUAUUAUCACAUUAAAACAAUGAGUCUUCAUCCACUUUUUCUUAUACAGUAUUUGUAUUUAUUAUGGAUCCCCAUGGCAGCAGCUACUCUUCCUGGGGUCCAGCAAAAUUAAGGCAGUUAUACAUUUUAAAAACAUUACAAUACAUUCAUAACAGAUUUCACAACAUAUUAAGUGAAUGCCCUCAGGCCUCUACUCUACUACCACAUAUCUAUAACACACAAUCCAUGUGUACAUGUGUGUAUAGUGCGUUUGUUAUAGUGUGUGUGUAUGCAUGUGUCUGUUUGUGUUGCUUCACAGUCCCCGCUGUUCCAUAAGGUGUAUUUUUACCUGUUUUUUAAAAUCUGAUUCUACUGCUUGCAUCAGUUACCUGAUGUGGAAUAGAGUUCCAUGUGUCAUGGCUCUAUGUAGUACUGUGUGCCUCCCAUAGUCUGUUCUGGACUUGGGGACUGUGAAGAGACCUCUGGUGGCAUGUCUUGUGGGGUAUGCAUGGGGGUCCGAGCUGUGUGCCAGUAUUCCAAACAGACAACACGGUGCAUUCAGCUUGUCGACACCUCUUACAAAAACAAGCAGUGAUGAAGUCAAUCUCUAUUCCACUCUGAGCCAGGAGAGACUGACAUGCAUGUCAUUAAUGUUAGCUCUCCAUGUACUUUUAAGGGCCAGCCGUGCUGCCCUGUUCUGAGCCAACUGCAAUUUUCCCAAGUCCUUCUUUGUGGCACCUGACCACACUACUGAACAGUAGUCUAGGUGCGACAAAACUAGGGCCUGUAGGACCUGCCUUGUUGAUAGUGUAGUUAAGAAGGCAGAGCAGCACUUAAUUAUGGACAUACUUCUCCCCAUCUUAGCUUCUGUAGCUCAAUUGGUAGAGCAUGGCGCUUGUAAUGCCAGGGUAGUGGGUUCGAUCCCCGGGACCACCCAUACCUAAAAAUGUAUGCACGCAUGACUGUAAGUCGCUUUGGAUAAAAGUGUCUACUAAAUGGCAUAUUAAUAUGCUUUGACCAUGACAGUCUACAAUCCAGGGUUACUCCAAGCAGUUUAUUCACCUCAACUUGCUCAAUUUCCACAUUAUUCAUUACGACAUGUAGUUGAGGUUUAGGGUUUAGUGAAUGAUUUGACCCAAAUACAAUGCUUUUAGUUUUGGAAAUAUUCAGGACUAACUUAUUCCUUGCCACCCAUUCCGAAACUAACUGCAACUCUUUGUUAAGCGUUGCAGUUAUUUCAGUUGCUGUAGUAGCUGACGUGUAUAGUGUUGAGUCUUCCGCAUACAUAGACACACUGGCUUUACUCAAAGCCAGUGGUAUGUCGUUAGUAAAGAUGGAAAAAAGCAAGGGGCGUAGGCAGCUGCCUGGGGAAUUCCUGAUUCUACCUGGAUUAUGUUUGAGAGGCUUCCAUUAAAGAACACCCUCUGUGCUCUGUUAGACAGGUAACUCUUUAUCCACAUGGGGUGUAAAGCCAUAACACAUACAUUUUUCCAGCAGCAGACUAUGAUCGAUAAUGUCAAAAGCCACACUGAAGUCUAACAAAACAGUAUGUCACUCAAAGUCACCAAAUACUGUGAAUGUGUAUAACAGGCAUACAGUUGCUACUUACUUAAACCUUUUACCGUUUUCUCCUGGAGCAUAGGCCAUCGACAACCGUUCCACCAUUGUAUAAUCUAUAAAGAACUUGUUUUGUACUGAUUCACAACGUCCUUCCUUGUUCUGAAACUGAUUUCCAAUGCUCUUUCUGGUUCCCGUCCACAGCUCCUUGCCCGCCCACCAACCUAACAGCCCAGGCAAACUGUAGCACCAAUGGGGGCAUCAUCACCUGGGACUUGAGUGCAGGUGGCGUCACCUACACUGCCACGGUAACCGGUACCACCCACAGCCUCACAGCUUCCUGUACUUCCAACACCACUUCCUGUUAUGUGAAGCUGGACUGCGGACACCCUUACUCAGCCUCCGUGGUCGCCUCCACUGGGACCUGCAACAGCACCAUGGACACCAUCCAGUUCGACUCAGGUAGUUAACAAAAUAAUGAACUAACUAACUAACCAACCAACUGACUGACUGACUGUCUAACUGACUGACUGACUAACUGACUAACCAACUGACUGACUAACCAACUAACAGACUGACUGACUGACUAGAAUUGAAGAGAAUCGAAUGGAAUCUAACUUUUAUUAUAAUUAUAAACUACAGGUGAAAUGUUCAAUUAGUGAACAGAUUAAAUGUUAUAAAGCUAUUACUAUCCUUCAGUGUAGACCUUCACUUGUAGUUGUCUUACAUUAGAUGACCAUACUGUUACUCGACCCUGUUUUGAUUCACUACAGAUAAUGCACCAUGCACUAUGCUACAGUAGCACCAGUCCCACGGUUAUGUCUCUCUCCCACCUCCACCCCGGUCCCCCUCCACAGCCCCCUGUCUACCCGGCAACAUAGCAGCAGCCCUGGACUGCAGUGCCAACACGUUUGCAGUGCAGUGGUCAGAGAGUGAGGGGAAACGUGACUCCUACACGGCCCUGGCCAUCGGCAGCGACGGGUCUAAUCUGAGCUGUGGCACCAGCUCUACAACCUGCACCAUCAACAGCCUGGCCUGUGGCAUCAUAUACAGCAUCACUGUCAGCACCGCCAAUGUCAACUGUGCCACCAUCGAGGGAUCAGACUACCAGAUCCAGUCAGGUAAGGCGCUGGUUCAGAGUCAGACAACCACCCAUCUUACUGUACACCUCAACUGCCUAGACCCAAGAUCAAUCAAUCUAUCCAAAUUCUCAAGGAGUUCUGGUAUUAAACCCUCAUAAAGUUAAUGUAUUUUACUUCCUGUAUGUAUACUCUUUCUCCCCUCCUGUCCUCUCUCCACCCUUCCAUCCCUCUCUCCACCCCUCUCUCCACCCUUCCAUCCCUCUCUCCACCCUUCCAUCCCUCUCUCCACCUUCCAUCCCUCUCUCCAUCCUUCCAUCCCUCUCUCCGUUCUUACAUCCCUUUCUCCAUCCUUCCAUCCCUCUCUCUCCAUCCUUCCAUCCCUCUCUCUCCAUCCUUCCAUCCCUCUCUCUCUCUCCAUCCUUCCAUCCCUCUCUCUCUCUCUCUCUCAAUCCUUCCAUCCCUCUCUCCAUCCGUACAUCCCUCUCUCAUCCUUCCAUCCCUCUCUCUCUCUCUCCAUCCCUCUCUCUCUCCAUCUCUCUCUCCAUCCUUCCAUCCCUCUCUCUCACCAUCCUUCCAUCCCUCUCUCUCCAUCCUUCCCCCUCUCUCGCUCCAUCCUUCCCCCUCUCUCGCUCCAUCCUUCCCCCUCUCUCGCUCCAUCCUUCCCCCUCUCGCUCCAUCCUUCCCCCUCUCGCUCCAUCCUUCCCCCUCUCUCGCUCCAUCCUUCCCUCUCUCUCACUCCAUCCUUCCAUCCAUCUUUCCAUUCUUCCAUCCCUCUCUCUCUCCAUCCUUCCCUCUCUCUCCAUCCUUGCAUCCCUCUCGCUCUCCAUCUUUACAUCCCUCUCUCUCUCUCUCUCCAUCCUUCCAUCCCUGUCUCCAUCCUUACAUCCAUCUCUCUCCAUCCAUUCUUCCAUCCCUCUCUCUCUCUCUCCAUCCUUCUCUCCUCCUCUCCCCUCAGCUCCCUGUAAACCAGAGAGCCCUGCGGUGAGCCUGGAGUGCAGUACUAACGUAGCCGAGGUGACUUGGGACAACGCUGGACCUGACCAAAUCCACAUGGUGUCAGCAGUGGACUUGCAGGGAGUGAAGAGCUCCUGUAACAGCACUGGCUCCAACUGCACCUUCAGCUCUCUGAGUUGUGGACAGGCCUAUACACUCACUGUACAGGGCCUCACCGACACCUGCAAGAGCGAACGCAGCACCAGCAUGAACCUGCUCACAGGUGACACACAGACAGAUAUGGUAGAGAGAAACUUUACAAUGGAAUGCCGUUCAUUGGGUCCUACCAUGUAUAUAAAUAAAUGUGUCAUACUUAACAGUAGUGUAGUGACUCUAGGUUGAAUAUGCUUUGUAUAAGAAAACAUGCUUCAUUUUGUAUAGCAUAUGGUGUAAGCAGCAUGUAGGCUACUCUCCUUGGAUGUCACAGUGUAAUCUUAGUUAAGUAGGGCAUGGAUCCAUCUUUGGUUUUCCAGUCAUUGGUCACACCUCUUUAAUCCUCGUAACCCUGGACACAAUGGAAGUGUGCUCAUAGAAAUAGAAUCAAGUCAAUAGGUCUGUGACGGGUGGAUGGGUAGAAUUCUCUCUCACUGUAUCAGUAUUAAAACCCAACACACACCCAGAUCCAACACACACCUCUCUGUCCCACUGAGUGUGUAUAUUAACAGAUAUUAAUCAAAUAUAAUAGUGUUGCAAUCAUGUCAGUUGGUCUUUAAAGCCCAACACACGCACCCUCCUGAUCAACACAUCCCUCUGUCCCCUUUCCAGCCCCCUGCGUCCCCACCCACUUGACAGCCGAUGUGAACUGUGAAGCCGGCAUCACGUCUGUGACCUGGGACUCAGCCCGCGGUGCCACCGGCUACACAGUACAUGCAGAGGGAAGCGGUGGGCACAAUGCCACCUGUACCAGCUCAGACACCAACUGUGCCUUCCUUGAUCUGAUGUGUGGACAGGACUACACUAUGGUGGUGCUGGCUAACCACGACAGCUGUGUCAGCCUGGCCAGCGAGUCCAUCACCACUACCACUUGUAAGAACACCAGCACACUGGUAACCUUGAAAAACGAUCUCGAUCUCUCAGAUCAACCAACCAAGAACCUUUUAUCAGACAGUUAUGAAGCCUCAUUCACUGUAAUUCACUAAUAAUGGUUAACUAAACCCAUCUCUCUCUCUCUAAAACAUAUACACAACAACGUGUUUCUCUCUCUCCUCCCCCUCCAGUCCCCUGCCGUCACACUGGCCUGCAGGCCUCUCUGGACUGCAGCACCAACACAGCUCAGAUCUCUUGGACGUCUGGUAAUGGCAUUCUGAUCUACAAAGCCUUGGCCGAGGGCUUUGACAUCAAACACCAGCUCACCUGCUCCAGCCCCGGCUCCGGCUGCAAUAUCAGCAAGCUGCAGUGUGGAGAGAGCUACAGGGUCAGCGUCAGGGGAGAGGGACGCACUUGCCCCAGCCCCGCCCGCGACUGGGUCAUAGUCAACACAGGUAAAUACAGUCCUACCAUCAUACCAACAGUCCUACCAUCAUACCAACAGUCCUACCAUCAUACCAACAGUCCUACCAUCAUACCAACAGUCCUACCAUCAUACCAACAGUCCUACCAUCAAACAUCUACACACACCUACAUACAUGCAUAACCCAAUACUGUACAUCCAAAGACCAACUCAAUCGCACACAAAAGCCUGGCAAACUACUUGAGUAAACCCCUAAACUCAGAUCGUGAAAUCCUUCACACACUCCGUACUGACACAUCCUCGUCUCCCCUCUCCCUUCUCUCCUCAGCUCCCUGCCCCCCUACGGCCCUCAGCGUUCAGUCCUCCUGCAGCUCCGACAACAUCUCUGUCUCCUGGGCAGCAUCCCAUGGUUCCGUCUCCUACACGGCUGUCGCCGAGAGCAAUGAGGGCCACUGGUUGUCAUGUAACACCAGCACAACAGCGUGUGAUAUCUCAGGACUGUUGUGUGGACAGGAGUACGAGGUCUACGCUGCCGGAGUGGAUGACAGCUGUGUAGGAGCCAAGAGCAACAUCCACAUUGUCCAUACUGGUGGGUGUUUUUCUGAAGACUGGGACAAGAUCUUGGGAUACAAAAAUCCCACCACUUGUCACUGUCCACUUCUUACUGUUAAGAACACAUCAUAACACAGCUAUAUUAUUGGAACAGAUACUGUACAGCUCUUUCAAAUAAACUUUGGAUCCAACAUACAAUUCAAUAGACAAUCCCUUUGGUGAUCCCCCUCUCUGACCUCUGACCCUCCUCUUUCUCCUCCCAGCUCCCUGUGUUCCCACGGAUGUCCAGAACGACCUGGACUGUCUAUCAGGUGUCCUCACCAUCACCUGGCAACAAAGCGGCGACACCCCCAACCACUACCACGCCGAACUGACGAGCGGCGAGGGUUUGCUGACCGUGUGCGACACGAAUGUGACCACGUGCGUGGUUCCCAGAAUGCAGUGCGGUCUGACCUACAGUGUUGUGGUGGUGGCUCACGACAAUGCGUGCAACAGCUCCUACAGCCCCGCACAGCAAGUCACAGCAGGUAGGACUCACCUCUGGUCAAUACUUAUUGGCCAUACAUAGAAAUAGUGGCAUUCAAGAAUAUAAUGAUGAUGACUAGAUAAAUUGAUAUUUCCUUGAGAUGCAUCAUAAAGUACUUAUAAUAAUCCUUCUACACUACAUUACCAAAAGUAUGUGGACACCUGCUCAUCAAACAUCUUAUUCCAAAAUCAUGGGCAUUAAUAUGGAGUUGGUCCACCCUUUGCUGCUAUAACAGCCUCCACACAGCUUUCCACUAGAUGUUGGAACAUUGCUGCAGAGACUUACUUCCAUGCAGCCACAAGGGCAUUAGUGAGGUUGGGCACUGAUGUUGGGCGAUUAGGCCAGGCUCGCAGUCGGCGUUCCAAUUCAUCCCAAAGGUGUUCAAUGGGGUUCUGGGUUCUGUGCAGGCCAGUGAAGUUAUUCCAUACCGAUCUCGACAAACCAUUGCCACAAAGUUGGAAGCACAGAAUCAUCUAGAAUGUAAUUGUAUGCUGUAGUGUUAAGAUUUCCCUUCACUGGAACUAAGGGGCCUAGACCAAAUCAUGAAAAAAAAACACCCCAGACCAUUAUUCCUCCUCCACCAAACUUUACAGUUGGCACUAUGCAAUCGGGCAGGUAGCGUUCUCCUGGCAUCCUCCAAACCCAGAUUUGACCGUCGGACUGCCAGAUGGUGAAGCGUGAUUCAUCACUCCAGAGAAUGCGUUUCCACUGCUCCAGUGUCCAAUGGCGGCGAGCUUUACACCACUCCAGCCAACGCUUGGCAUUGCGCAUGGUGAUCGCGCAUGGUGAUCUUAGGCUUGUGUGCGGCUGCUCGGCCAUGGAAACCCAUUUCAUGAAGCUCCCGACAAACAGUUAUUGUGCUGACGUUGCUUCCGGAGGCAGUUUGGAACUCGGUAGUGAGUUUUGAAACCGAGGACAGACGACUUUUAUGCGCUACGCACUUCAGCACUCGGCAGUGCCGUUCUGUGAGCUUGUGUGGCCUACCAUUUCACGGCUGAGCCAUUGUUGCUCCUAGAUGUUUCCACUUCACAAUAACAGCACUUACAGUUGACCGGGGCAGCUCUAGCAGGACAGAAAUUUGACGAACUGACUUGUUGGAAAGGCGGCAUGCUAUGACAGUGCCACGUUUAAAGUCACUGAGCUCUUCAGUAAGGCCAUUCUACUGCCAAUGUUUGUCUAUGGAGAUUGCAUGGCUGUGUGCUCGAUUUUAUACACCUGUCAGCAACGGGUGUGGCUGAAAGCCGAAUCCACUCAUUAGAAGGGCUGUCCACAUACUUUUGUAUAUAUACAGUGCCUUGCAAAAGUAUUCAUUCCCCUUGGCGUUUUUCCUAUUUUGUUGCAUUACAACCUGUAAUUUAAAUGGAUUUUUAUUUGGAUUUCAUGUAAUGGACAUACACAAAAUAGUCCAAAUUGGUGAAGUGGAAUGAAAAAAAUAACUUGUUUCAAAAUAUUCUAAAAAAUAAAUAACGGAAAAGUGGUGCGUGCAUAUGUAUUCACCCCCUUUGCUAUGAAGCCCCUAAAUAAAAUGUGGUGCAACCAAUUGCCUUCAGAAGUCACAUAAUUAGUUAAAUAAAGUCCACCUGUGUGCAUUCUAAGUGUCACAUGAUCUCAGUGUAUAUAUACACACCUGUUCUGAAAGGCCCCAGAGUCUGCAACACCACUAAGCAAGGGGCACCACCAAGAAAGUACAUAUCAGGGUUGGGUUAAAAAAAGCACCAUUAAAUCCAUUAAUAAAAAAUGGAAAGAAUAUGGCACCACAACAAACCUGCAAAGAGAGGGCCGCCCACCAAAACUCACGGACCAAGCAAGGAGGGCAUUAUUCAGAGGCCAAAAAUAACCCUGAAGGAGCUGCAAAGCUCCACAGCGGAGAUUGGAGUAUCUGUCCAUAGGACCACCUUAAGCCGUACACUCCACAGAGCUGGGCUUUACGGAAGAGUGGCCAGAAAAAAGCCAAUGCUUAAAGACAAAAUAAGCAAACACAUUUGGUGUUCGCCAAAAGGCAUGUGGGAGACUCCCCAAACAUAUGGAAGAAGGUACUCUGAUCAGAUGAGACUAAAAUUGAGCUUUUUGGCCAUCAAGGAAAACGCUAUGUCUGGCGCAAACCCAACACCUCACAUCACCCCGAGAACAACAUGUUUUUCAUCGGCAGGGACUGGGAAACUGGUCAGAAUUGAAGGAAUGAUGGAUGGCGCUAUAUACAGGGAAAUUCUUGAGGGAAACCUGUUUCAGUCUUCCAGAGAUUUGAGACUGGGACGGAGGUUCACCUUCCAGCAGGACAAUGACCCUAAGCAUACUGCUAAAGGAACACUCUAGUGGUUUAAGGGGAAACAUUAAAAUGUUUUGGAAUGGCCUAGUCAAAGCCCAGACCUCAAUCCAAUUGAGAAUCUGUGGUAUGACUUAAAGAUUGCUGUACACCAGCAGAACCCAUCCAACUUGAAAGAGCUGGAGCAGUUUUGCCUUGACGAAAGUUCUGUUUUUCUGUCUUAUUUCUUGUGUCACAAUAAAAAAUGUGAAUAGGGGGGUGAAUACUUUCGCAAGCCACUGUAGUGUAUCUUCACUUCUCUUCUCUCUUCACCUCUUCUUCUCUUCUCUACUCUCUUCUGUUCUCUUCUACCCCCUCUCAGCUCCCUGCCCUCCAGAUGCAGUCAGUGCCGUGGUGGACUGUGCCACCAACAUUGUCACGGUAACCUGGGACAACAGCGUUGCCAAGGUGCUGUACACAGUUACUGCUGAAUGUCCCAGUGGUCAGCACUACACCUGCAAUGUCACGGGAAUGGGCUGUGACCUCAGCACCCUGUCAUGUGGCACAGAGUACAAUGUGACUGUCACCCCGUCACUCGGCGGCUGUGUCGGUGUCAACACACCGUCUCAGCUGGUCAAGACAGGUAGGGAUCAAUCAAUUAGUAAAUCAGUUAAUGUCUGUAAUUACAUGUCAGUUAAAUGUCUGUAAAUCUGCACAAAUACUCAUGAACCCGACACACACACAAAGACACAGACACACUGCUCUCUCUCUCCUUCUAGCGCCCUGCGUACCCCGCCUCACCGAGGUGGUGAUGGACUGUCUAUCAGAUUCCGCCUGGGUGAAGUGGGAGGAGUCGGCGGGCGCCGAGCUUUACGUUGCCGUGGCGACGGACAGCCAAGGGCAGACGUUUGAGUGCAACACAACUGACAUUAACACGUGCGCUGUGCCAGACCUGCACUGCGGACAUCACUUUACCUUUACCCUCACCGCCUCAGACCAACAGUGCUCCAGCGCACCUAGCAACACUGUGGUGUCCGAGACAGGUGAGAGACUGUCGUACUUGAAGCAUGAGGGUUGUUAACAUUUAUAUUAAAGUAGCUAAAAUAGAUAUGUAGCAGUAUAUUGUCCUAGUGAAAUUUCUACACUGCUCAAAAAAAUAAAGGAAACACUUAAACAACACAUCCUAGAUCUGAAUGAAUGAAAUAAUCUUAUUAAAUACUUAUUUCUUUACAUAGUUGAAUGUGCUGACAACAAAAUCACACAAAAAUUAUCAAUGGAAAUCAAAUUUAUCAACCCAUGGAGGUCUGGAUUUGGAGUCACCCUCAAAAUUAAAGUGGAAAACCACACUACAGGCUGAUCCAACUUUGAUGUAAUGUCCUUAAAACAAGUCAAAAUGAGGCUCAGUAGUGUGUGUGGCCUCCACGUGCCUGUAUGACCUCCCUACAACGCCUGGGCAUGCUCCUGAUGAGGUGGCGGAUGGUCUCCUGAGGGAUCUCCUCCCAGACCUGGACUAAAGCAUCUGCCAACUCCUGGACAGUCUGUGGUGCAACGUGGCGUUGGUGGAUGGAGCGAGACAUGAUGUCCCAGAUGUGCUCAAUUUGAUUCAAGUCUGGGGAACAGGCGGGCCAGUCCAUAGCAUCAAUGCCUUCCUCUUGCAGGAACUGCUGACACACUCCAGCCACAUGAGGUCUAGCAUUGUCUUGCAUUAGGAGGAAUCCAGGGCCAACCGCACCAGCAUAUGGUCUCACAAGGGGUCUGAGGAUCUCAUCUCGGUACCUAAUGGCAGUCAGGCUACCUCUGGCGAGCACAUGGAGGGCUGUGCGGCCCCCCAAAGAAAUGCCACCCCACACCAUGACUGACCCACCGCCAAACCGGUCAUGCUGGAGGAUGUUGCAGGCAGCAGAACGUUCUCCACGGCGUCUCCAGACUCUGUCACGUCUGUCACAUGUGCUCAGUGUGAACCUGCUUUCAUCUGUGAAGAGCACAGGGCGCCAGUGGUGAAUUUGCCAAUCUUGGUGUUCUCUGGCAAAUGCCAAACGUCCUGCACGGUGUUGGGCUGUAAGCACAACCCCCACCUGUGGACAUCGGGCCCUCAUACCACCCUCAUGGAGUCUGUUUCUGACCGUUUGAGCAGACACAUGCACAUUUGUGGCCUGCUGGAGGUCAUUUUGCAGGGCUCUGGCAGUGCUCCUCCUUGCACAAAGGCGGAGGUAGCGGUCCUGCUGCUGGGUUGUUGCCCUCCUACGGCCUCCUCCACGUCUCCUGAUGUACUGGCCUGUCUCCUGGUAACGCCUCCAUGUUCUGGACACUACGCUGACAGACACACAAACCUUCUUGCCACAGCUCGCAUUGAUGUGCCAUCCUGGAUGAGCUGCACUACCUGAGCCACUUGUGUGGGUUGUAGACUCCGUCUCAUGCUACCACUAGAGUGAAAGCACCGCCAGCAUUCAAAAGUGACCAAAACAUCAGCCAGGAAGCAUAGGAACUGAGAAGUGGUCUGUGGUCACCACCUGCAGAACCACUUCUUCAUUGGGGGUGUCUUGCUAAUUGCCUAUAAUUUCCACCUGUUGUCUAUUCCAUUUGCACAACAGCAUGUGAAAUUUAUUGUCAAUCAGUGUUGCUUCCUAAGUGGACAGUUUGAUUUCACAGAAGUGUGACUGACUUGGAGUUACAUUGUGUUGUUUAAGUGUUCCCUUUAUUUUUUUGAAAAGUGUAUUUUGUUGAUGGCAUUUUUCACAGUGUUUGGUUGCUACCACCUGUGAACUGUAUACUGUAUGUGCACCUCACUGAACCUCUCUGUUUCUCCCCCCGUCCUCAGCCCCUUGCCCUCCCCAAGACAUGCAGACCAAGGUGGGUUGUGGGAACAAUACGGUGAGUGUGUCCUGGACCCCCAGCAUGGGAGCUCUGAUGUACACAGCCACCCUGGAGCACACAGACAGAGAAACCACCUUCUGCACCACUGAUGGCACAGGAUGUGACAUCACACAGCUGCCCUGCGGAGCGAUGUACGUCCUGGUGGUGACCGCAGAGGGACGCACCUGUAACACCUCCCAGAGCAUGCAGACCUUCGUCAGAACAGGUACACACACACUCACAGACGUUUUUCUAUCCUUGUGAGGAUCUUGACGAAACACCUACUAACGGAGGACCAACGUAUCUAUCUCACACAUAUUAAAACACAUACACACACCUCCUAAAAUUUACAUAAAAAAAACAACAUUUAAGUCAUUUAGCAGAUGCUCUUAUCCAGAGCGACUUACAAAUUGGUGCAUUCAACUUAGGAUAGCAACCACUCCCUUUUUUUUUUUUAAUGGGGAGGGUGGGGUAGAAGGAUUACUGUUAUACUAUUCCAGGUAUUCCUUAAAGAUGUAGGGUUUCCAGUGUCUCCGGAAGGUGGUCAGUGACUCCGCUGUCCUGGCGUCGUGUGGGAGCUUGUUCCACCAUUGGGGUGCCAGAGCAGCGAAUAGCUUUGACUGGGCUGAGCGGGAACUGUGCUUCCGUAGAGGUAGGGGGGCUAGCAGGCCAGAGGUGGAUGAACGUAGUGCCCUCAUUUGGGUGUAGGGUCUGAUCAGAGCCUGAAGGUAAGGAGGUGCCGUUCCCCUCACAGCUCCGUAGGCAAGCACCAUGGUUUUGUAGUAGAUGCGAGCUUCAACUGGAAGCCAGUGGAGUGUGCGGAGGAGCGGGUGACAUGAGAGAACCUGGGAAGGUUGAACACCAGACGGGCUGCAGCGUUCUGGAUAAAUUGUAGGGGUUUAAUGGCACAGGCAGGGAGCCCAGCCAACAGCGAGUUGCAGUAAUCCAGACGGGAGAUGACAAGUGCCUGGAUUAGAACCUGUGCCACUUUCUGUGUAAGGUGGUGUCGUACUCUGCAAAGUCUUUUGCCACUCCACUGUCAGAGCUAUUAGAAUGUCAUUUUGUAGUCAAAACAGUUACAUGUCUGACACAGACAGAGUACGUAUUAAGAAGUAGUAUGGGUACUCAACACUUCAUAUCCCAUUAUAAACAUCUCUCAGUCAAGACUUUACAGUGUUGCUGAAUGAAAGUGACUUUAGUGCUAUUCUUCCCCACAGUCCCCUGCACACCCCAGCGUCUGCAGGCUAGUGUGAUCUGCAGCAGUAAUGUGGCCAAUAUGACGUGGAACAUCAGCCGUGGGGGUCAGCUCUACUCUGUGGAGGCUACCGGCACCGACGGCCACGUUGCAGGAUGCAUGUCCCAUGAGAGCCGCUGUGACCUCACCGGCCUGCACUGUGGCCAGCACUACACCACCACCGUGGUGGCACGAGACAACGACUGCACCAGCCCUGUGAGUGACACCGUGGAGCUUAAGACAGGUGAGCUCACAACACACAUAUGGGAAAAUGUAGCGGCACUUUAUAAGCAUAGAUAUUCAGAAACACACACAGCAAUGUAACAAAAUCCAGCCCAUUGCCUCUAAGAAUGGUGAACAGUCAUACAACACGCAUACACUGCAAAGUAUACCUUGCACUAAGCCCUUACGUAUCACCCUAAACCUAACCAUGUCCCUGUCUAUCCCUCUACCCCUCCAGUACCCUGCAUUCCUGCCCGUGUGUCCACUGUGAUGGACUGUGCUGCCAACGCCAUGUCUGUGUCGUGGUCUAAGAGCUUGGGGGCUGACUCAUACAUAGCCACCCUGCAGGACAGCGACGGAAGCUCCAUCACCUGCCAGGCCCUGAGUGGAGCAGCCUCCUGUAACGUCACCGCACUCAGCUGUGGUCAGACCUACCAUGUCACUGUAGCUGCCUCCGACGGAUCCUGCAGCAGCCCAUCUACUGAUGUUACCGACACACACGCAGGUAGGAAGGGAGUCUUUCACACACAUUCCCUCUAUCUAGAGGGACCCAUACUUAGGUCAGUCUGUAGUCAAACAUCCAUUUUCCUGAAUAUCACCAAAGGCUCCAUUUUAGGGCCUGUUUUGUUCACCAUUUAUAUCAAUGUUAUAGGCAAAGCAUUGAAAAACUGUAAACUUAACCUAUAUUACUUGUAUUUGCACUAACUUAGUCUACUCUCAUCCUCUAUCCUUCUCUCUCUCCCACCAGCCCCCUGUGCACCUCGUAACAUAGAGACAGUAAUGGACUGCGAGGCCCGUGUUGCCAUGGUGUCCUGGUCUAUGAGUAGCGGGCCUGUGUCCUACGUGGCUACAGCCACCACCCUGUCCGGCCACGCAGUCACCUGUGAGACCAGCAACACCUUCUGUGAGCUGGGAGGCCUGGCCUGCGGAGAGAGCUACUCUGUGUCUGUACAGGCCCAGGGAGAGAGCUGCAGCAGCAUGGCUACCAUGACAGGACAACUGGUCACUGGUGAGUUGAUGCUUCCUCCAUGUUACUGUAUAUCACCCUGAUAUAAAAUACUUUAGAAUGUAAUGAUAUAUACCGUAACUGCCAAAAUAAAGGAAAUACCAACAUGAAGUGUCUUAAUAGGGCAUUGGGCCACCACGAGCCAGAACCGCUUCAAUGCACCUUGGCUUAGAUUCUACAUGUGUCUGGAACUCUAUUAGAGGGAAGCAACACUAUUCUUCCACAAGAAAUUCCAUCAUUUGGUGUUUUGUUGAUGGUGCUGGACAACGCUGUAGUGCUGAGCGAUUAACUGACAUUUGUUAUUUUUCGUUUUUUAAACAACUAAUUGACCGACGUCAGUUAAAUUAUUUGAAUUCCACUUCGCUCUGUUUUUUUUCAGUGAGCUCGAUGUGCAGAUCAAGCCUGAACUGUGCGAUGUAGUAGAGAGUUGUAGUUUUCAACAGGCUAAUAUUCUACACAGUUUAGUACAGAAAACGUGGUAAUUAACUACAAUGACCAUAAUCCACUGCAUGUCCACUUACUGUGAUGAGGUGUGAAUGAAGGAGUCAGGCGCAGGAGGUAAAACACCAAAGUCCAGAGUUUAUUCUGUUUACAUAUAAAACGCACCAAGCGUCAAUACGAAACUAUCACAAGGGAAAUAUUCCACCUUGGCAGUAACAAAUGGAAGAGUAGCUCAACCGAGCUACUCGCUCUCACAAUGAAACAAUUACUCACAAAGACAAGGGGAACAGAGGGAACACUUAUACACAUACUAAUUAGGGGAAUGAGCACCAGGUGUGUGUGAUUGACAAGACAUGACAAGUGGAGUGAUGAGAAUGGGAUCGGCAGUAGCUAGUAAGCCGGUGACGACGAACGCCGAAACCUGCCCGAACAAGGAGGGGAGGCAGCCUCGGCGGUAGUCGUGACAGUACCCCACCCCCUUGACGCGCGGCUCCAGCAGAGCGCCGACCCCGGCCUCGGGGACGGCCAGAAGGACGCGGAGCAAGGCAAGUCGGAUGGCAACGGUGGAAAUCCCUCAACAGGGAGGGAUCGAGGAUAUCCCUCCUUGGGACCCAGCACCCAGCACCCACAUUGGUGCCACGUUGCCAGGACCGGUUGGUAACCCAAAACACAUUGGAAGGGUGUUAGGUUAGUAGAGGAGUGGCGGAGAGAGUUCUGAGCGUAUUCUGCCCAUGGCAGGAACACCAACCACUCCCCCGGCCGGUCCUGACAGUAGGUCCGCAGGAACCUACUCACAUCUUGAUUCACCCUUUCCACCUGCCCAUUACUCUCUGGGUGAAAUCCAGAGGUCAGGCUGACCGAGACCCCCAGACGUUCCAUGAACACCUUCCAGACUCUCUGGGGACCUCGGUCGGACACUAUAUCCUCUGGUACCCCGUAGUGCCGGAAGACGUGAGUAAACCGAGCCUCCGCAGAUUGUAGGGCCGUGGGGAGACCGGGCAGAGGAAGGAGGCGGCAUGACUUCGAAAAGCGAUCCACAACGACCAGGAUAGUGGUGUUACCUUGGGAGAGGGGAAGAGCAGUAAGAAAAUCAAUACUAAGGUGGGACCAUGGUCGUUGUGGAACUGGUAAAGGUUGUAGCUUACCCGCUGGGAGGUGCCUAGGUGCCUUACUCUGGGCACACACUGAGCAGGAGGAAUACUACCGGCGCCACAAUGCAUGAGGCCAGGAGUAUGGGGGUAUUGUCUCUGGGCCUCUCCUCUGUGUCAUACAGCCGAGACAGUGCGUCUGCCUUAACGUUCUUCGUACCCGGGAUGUAUGAUAGAGUGAAAUCAAACUGGGUGAAGAAUAGGGCCCACCUGGCCUGGCGAGGAUUCAGCCUCCUCGCUACCCGAAUGUACUCCAGGUUACGGUAGUCUGUCCAGACGAGGAAAGGGUGUUUCGCCCCUUCGAGCCAAUGCCUCCACACCAUCAACGCUUGGACAACAGCCAGCAGCUCCCGAUCACCAACACCGUAGUUCUGCUCUGCCUAGCUGAGCUUCUUCGAAAAGAAGGCACAGGGGCGGAGCUUGGGUGGCGUGCCCGAGCGUUGGGAUAAGACAGCGCCUAUCCCUACCUCGGACGCAUCCACCUCCACUACCAACGGUAGUGAUGAAUCGGGGUGAGCCAGUACCGGGGCUGAGGUGAACAGACCCCGCAAUCUACUGAAGGCCAAAUCAGCCUCAGCAGACCAGCGGAGCCGGGACGGCCCACCCUUCAACAAGGAGGUAAUGGGAGCUGCGACCUUGCCAAAGCCCUGAAUAAACCUCUGAUAGUAGUUGGCAAAGCCAAGGAAGCGCUGCACCUCCUUCACCGUGGUUGGAGUCGGCCAAUUACGCACGGCUGAAAUGCGAUUUCCCUCCAUCUCCACACCUGUGGUAGUAAUGCGGUAUCCGAGGAAGGAGAUUGACUGCUGGAAAAACUCUCACACUUCUCAGCCUUGGCAUAAAGAUAAUUCUCCAGCAGUCGGACCAGUACCUUGCGAACCAGGGACACAUGCUCGGCGCGUGUAGCGGAAUACACCAGGAUGUCAUCGAUGUAGACCACCACACCGCGACCAAGCAUGUCCCGAAACAACUUGUUCACAAAGGACUGGAAAAUGGAUGGAGCAUUCAUCAAACCGUAGGGCAUCACCAGGUAUUCAUAAUCCCCCGAGGUUGUGCUGAAUGCGGUUUUCCACUCAUCCCCUUCCCGAAUACGCACCAGGUUGUAGGCACUCCUGAGGUCUAAUUUGGUGAAAAAACGGGCCCCAUGCAUUGACACAAUCACUGAAGGAAUGACGAGAAGAGGAUAACUAAAUCGUACAGUCACCUUAUUCAGUGGUCGAUAAUCAAUGCACGGGCGUAAACCGCCAUCUUUCUUCAUCACAAAGAAGAAACUCGAGGAAGCAGGUGAAGUGGAGGGACGUAUAUACCCCUGGCGCAGGGACUCUGUGACGUAUGUUUCCAUAGCCUCUGUUUCAGCCUGUGACAGAGGAUACACAUGACUCCUGGGAGAUACAGCAUCUACCCGAAGGUUUAUCGCGCAAUCCCCCUCCCGAUGAGGUGGUAAUUUAGUCGCUUGCGUCUUGGAAAACGCGAGUGCCAGAUCAUGGUAUUCGGGGGGAAUGCGCACGGUGGGGGUGCCGUCUGGACUUUCCACCGUGGUUGCACCAACGGAAAAACCUAGACACCUACCCGGACACUCACGCGACGACCCCGUAAGAACCCUCUACUCUGAUGGGGAGUGGAAUGGAUAGGGGAACCAAUUAAAUGCCUUGACGUCGUGCAAAUGCCCUGUCCAUAAAGUUCCCAGCUGCGCCUGAAUCGACUAGCGCCUUACACUGGGGAAACUACCAGGUGAUUGGGAAAGGAGAUAGAUAAGGUACAGUGCGCCGCAAAGGGCUCUGAACAAUUUUGGGUGUUCGUUACCUGGGGUGAUGCGUGAGUACCCUGCCUACCGCCUCCAGACCCAAAAGAACGUUGACUGCGAUGUGAGGUGGAAUGUCCCUUCGUUCCACCAGAGUGGCACUGUCACUGUCCUCCUGCGCUCUCUCGACCGGCGGCUCCCCCCAGCUCCAUCUGCUCAGGGUCAGAGUCGUCCGGAGUGGGAACGGGCAGACCCCUACCAGGAUGUCCUCUGGCUGCUAGCAGAUUGUCCAGCCGGAUGGCCAUGUCCACCAGUUGGGAGAACGAUUGCAUGGCAUCACGGCAGGCUAGCUCCCGUCGGACGUCCUCCCUUAGGUGGCACCGGAAAUGGUCGAUCAGGGCCCGCUCGUUCCACCCGGACCCCGCUGCCAGCGUCCGGACCUCCAGCGCGUAGUCCUGAGCGGUCCUCGUCCCCUGCCUCAGAUGGACCAGUAGUUCGCCCGCCUCUCGACCCUCAGGCAGGUGAUCAAAAACGGCCCGAAAGAGGUGAGCAAACUCUCCGUAGUUCUCCAACGCGGCACCUCCCUCGUUCCACACCGCGUUGGCCCACUCCAGGGCUCUCCCACAAAGGCAGGAAACGAGGACGGAUACCUUCUCCCGCUCCAGUGGCGCCGGCCUGAUGCUGGAGAAAUACAACUCUAGUUGGAGCAGAAAUCCCUUACAUCGCACUGCCGUCCCAUCAAACGCCGGUGGUCGGAAUAUCUGGAUCCCUCCAGGGGCUGGGGUGUAGGUGGCUGGAUCCAGUUGACCAGCUGGUCUCGAUAGAUCGGGUCCUCUCCUCUCCAGGCGUUGUACGACCUGAAGAACCCGAUCCAUCGCUUCCACCAAGCUGGCCAGCAUCGAGGAAUGCUCCUGGACCCUUGCCACAACUCCAGGCAUGCGUUCUUCUCCUGCUGACUCCAUUCAGCGGGUGAGUGAUUCUGUGAUGAGGUGUGAAUGAAGGAGUCAGGCGCAGGAGGUAAAACACAGAAGUCCAGAGUUUAUUCCGUUUACAUAUAUAAAACGCACCCAGCGUCAAUACGAAACUAUCACAAGGGAAAUAUUCCACCUUGGCAAUAGCAAAUGGAAGAGUAUACUUGCUCUCACAAUGAAAAAAUCACUCACAAAGACAAGGGGAACACUUAUACACAUACUAAUUAGGGGAAUGAGCACCAGGUGUGUGUGAUUGACAAGACAAGACAUGACAAGUGGAGUGAUGAGAAUGGGAUCGGCAGUAGCUAGUAAGCCGCUGACGACGAAUGCCGAAACCUGCCCGAACAAGGAGGGGAGGCAGCCUCGGCGGAAGUCGUGACACUUACACUUGUCUGUGCGGAGCAGACACGGAGACUGAGAGAAGAAAGAACGCAUGAUCGAGAGGGAAAGAAAGCAGUUGCUUCACAAGUGAUUGAUCGUUGGUAUUCAGCAGUCAUAAAAGUAUGUCUUAUUUACUUAGAAGAACUACUAAAAUAGUGAUUUUGGCAGACAGCAUAAGCAGCAGCUCUAUAGAGAUGAGAUGAUGACUUGGAAUUAAAUAAUAAAGUCAUCAGAUAAAACAAAUGUAAUAUACAGAACAAUUAAUAUUUUAUUAAAGUAAAGUAAUGUGAAUAAAUGAUGGUUGAUAAGUGCUAAGCAGUAAUGGGCAGUCACUGCCAUCAUGGGACUUUUGUUUUAUUCAGUGUUGUUCCAGCAUUCAACCCACAUAAUGCAUAGUGCAUUUAAUGUCUAAAAGAAACAUUGAAACCAAAAUCGAUAAAAGUGAUAAAAAAUAUAAAUAAUCAAACCGAAACCGAACCGACCUCAAAAAUCACUAAUCGCUCAGCACUAAAACACUGUCUCAGGCACCACUCCAGAAUCUCCCAUAAGUGUUUAAUUGGGUUGAGAUAUGGUGACUGAGACGGCCAUGGCAUAUGGUUCACAUAAUUUUCAUGCUCAUCAAACCAUUCAGUGACCACUCGUGCCCUGUGGAUGGAGGCAUUGUCAUCCUAUGGGGGCAUAAUAAUAAUAAUAUAAUAUGCCAUUUAGCAGACGCUUUUAUCCAAAGCGACUUACAGUCGUGCGUGCAUACAUUUUUGUGUAUGGGUGGUCCCGGGGAUCGAACCCACUACCUUGGCGUUACAAGCGCCGUGCUCUACCAGCUGAGCUACAGAGGACCACGUGGCAUAGCCAUGGUAGCCAAAAUAAUGGGCUGCCCAGCAUUUUUAUAUAUGACCCUAAGCAUGAUGGGAAGUUAAUUGCUUAAUUAACUCAGGAACCACACCUGUGUAGAAGCAACUGCUUUCAAUAUACUUUGUAUCCCUCAUUUACUCAAGUGUUUCCAUUAUUUUGCCAGUUACCUGUACACUAAACCUUCUACAUGUGGUAUAAUAUUGCAAUUAGAUCUAUGCGAUGGGACCUCCCCGCUCCCCAGUCUAACCUAUCCUGUCUGUUCUCAGAGCCCUGUGUGCCUAUCCACCUGAGUGCUGAGUACAGCCUAACCAUAGGCCAGGUGUUGUGGGACGUGAGUCAGGGUGCUACCCUGUACAGCGCUGAGGCAGUGACGGAGGAGGGUCACCCUAUUAGCUGCAGCACCAGCGACACCUACUGUCCCCUCUACAACAUGGCCUGUAGCCAGGUGUACAACAUCACUGUCACUGCACACAACAACGUCUGCCAAGGCGUGGCUACGUCCAAGUCUAUCAACCUCAAGACAGGUGAGUCCCUCUCACCUAGCAAUGCACGGCACAUAAUAAUGUAUCAUUGCCCUCCCAUAAUAUCCCACCCAUCUAGAAUAACACAAAGAACAGUAUAAUGUACUGUACCACUGUGGCUACUGGAUACACUCCAAUACCAAUUGCACUCAUAUCUUCAUAUCAUAUUUUCAUUUGAAACAAUAGUUAGAAGUUUAUCGAAGCAGCCACACCAUCUGCACCGUUAACCAUGUGUGUCCCUUGUGUGUUUCAGAGCCCUGUCCUCCCAACAAUGUGGAGACAAGUGUUGACUGCGAGACUGGAACAGGUGCUAUUUCCUGGGAGAUGAGCGUUGGGGCAUUGGGAUACAUGGCGCUCUUCAACGAACAAAAUGGAGCCUCUCUGUCCUGCCACACCAUGGCACACCACACUUCCUGUAGUGUAGAGGGACUGAACUGUGGCACAGUUUACUACGCCCGCGUCAGAGCCCUGGGAGAGACACUUAAUAGCACCGACUCUACCACUGUUCUGCUGGCCUCAGGUCAGUAACAUAGCAAGGAAACAUUCCUUUAGUGGUGAGUACAGUAACACAUCUGAGAUCAGGGACCGUAUGUUUCAAGCAUCUGCUGAUUUAGGAUUAGGUCCCUCGUGUCCAUAUAAUCUUAUUGAUUAUGAUCUAAAAAGGCCAAACUGAUCUUAGAUCAGUACUCUGAAACACUUGAUACAUAAAGCCCCAGUGCAAUUGCCAUUAAGAAAAUCCACUGGAUAUAGUAGACAAUAGAAAAAAAUAUAAAGUACUAAGUGAGUUCCUCCCUUCCCUGUCUCCAGCUCCCUGUGUCCCCGCCAGCGUGAAGGCAGAGGUGGACUGUGAUAACGACUCGGCCCUGGUGACCUGGGGCUGGAGCGAUGGAGCCCAGUCCUACAUCCUCACUGCCAUGGGCAGCGACGGGCACGAGGCCUCCUGCCACACAGAGGAGAACUACUGCAACAUGACCGAGCUGGUCUGCGGUCAGGACUACGACCUCACCCUGACCACCAUCAACCACAACUGCCAGGUGGAGACCAUGACUGGGGUCAGCUUCAGCACACGUGAGUAGAGCGCAGAGACACAGGAUCCUCAAACACUAUUUAUAAAUAGCUGAUUAUUGAGGAAAGUUUUUUUUUUUUUUUUACUUGCAAUGACUGUGAUAUAUGUUGUUGUUUAUCUACCUUAGUUGAAUGCACUGACUGUAAGUCGCUCUGGAUAAGAGCGUCUACUAAAAUACCAAAAUGUUAAUUUAAAAAAUAGAGUUGUGGGCACUAAAUAAUUUGGCUGUGUCACAGAAUUGGCAGAACAAUUGCCGGAUACAUGUGCAACACAGUGCUCUAGCAUCUACAGCGAUAGUGUGUCACAGAAACCUGUACUACGGUGCAGUUCUUUAGUGCCCGCAACUGUAAUGCCUGUAAGGUCAUGUAAAUAAGUUCAACUACUGUACAAACUCUCACAUGGUCUGUAUACCGACUCAAUCUGACCUCUGACCCUUAGGUCCCUGUGCCCCCCUGCAUGUGGGAGUGGACCUGCAGUGUGGGACCCACACUGCCACCUUGUCCUGGGAGCAGAGAGAAGGGCUGCAGUUCUACGUGGCUAGCGCCACCUCCAGGGCUGGAGGAUCUACUGGGUACUGCAACACCAGCAGGUCUAGCUGCCAGUUCCCUGCUCUGGACUGUGGGGAGACCUACAGCUUCACUGUGACCGCCCACAGCAGCCUGUGUCAGAGUGAACUCAGCAGCACUGUCGUGAUCAAGACAGGUAAGACUUUUCUCUUGGUCCUUCUAUGUCAAUCUACCUGUCAAUCCCCUACACUUCUACAAUCUCUCACUGUUGUCAUGUCCCUCUUGUAUGUGCCUUAUGUUGCACAAUUCUGUGUACGUUUGAUCAAUUACCCCCCUCCCAGUGCUGACAAUUCUAUGAUCAAAGAACAAAAGGUACAUCAAUUUAUGUAGCAUAAUUGUUCAUGCUAUCAACAAUUCUAAAUUCAAUUCAAUAAAGUCACCAAACCAAAACUUCCCCUUUACCUCCGUAGAACCUUGCCAGCCAGACCAGGUGACAGCUACAGGGCCUUGUGACAGUGAGACAACGGUGGUUGUGGCGUGGGCCGAGGCCGAGGGGGCGGCGGUCUACGUGGUGACGGCCAUGGGAGACCUGGGAUACAUGACAGCGUUCCAGACCAAUGACAGCAGCCUGGAGGCGGAGCUGCCCUGCGGACAGACCUACAGCUUCACUGUGAUUGGCCAGGACGAAAGUUGUGAUAGUCCAAUCAGUGAUGCUGCAGAGUUCAGGACUGGUACGUGGAGAUAUUUUAUUACUUCACAGAAAUACACUCCUUAUGUUUAGUGUUAAGUAAAGCAGGCUACGUAUAAUCUACUAUCAUGCUAUGCAUCUCAUGAUCUAGCCUAUGUCUGUGCAGGUGCACAGCUCAAUUCAGUGUCUCCAUGUGUGGGUCUUGAUUAUGGAAGCAGAUUCAUGCCAAAACAAAUCCUUUGCAUGAAUCUGUUUACAUCCCCUGUCUCCUCCUCCAGCUAUGACAGUCUGUUGUCUAGGGCCAGGCUAUAUCAGUGUAGUGGAUUGACUGUUGUGUUUAUGUCCCCAGCCCCCUGUGUGCCCCAGCAUGUGGAGAGCUACACUGUGUGUGAGAACAGCCUGGGCUCAGUGAGCUGGGCCGAGAGCGAAGGGGCGGAGUCCUACACCGCUGUCGCCGUCGGAACAGACGGCCACACCCACAUGUGCACCACCAACUCUACCAGCUGCACCUGGGAGGACCUGCACUGUGGAGACCUCUACACCAUCCACGUCAUCUCCAACGACUACCUGUGCAGUAGCUCCCCUAGCAACAGCACCACCGUACGCACAGGUAGCCACUACACACCUGCUGGUUCCACACACACAUACUCCUACUCACAGUCAUACCAUUGUCCCAGUUACCUCUUCUCUGUGGCACAGUUUUACCCACGUCUCCCCCAGUGCCCAAAUAUUCAUCCUGUUGGUGUUUAACUGACUUGGUUGUUAUCUUCCACAGCGCCCUGCGUGCCUCAGAACCUGGUGCCCACUCUGGACUGUGGCAGGAGGGUUGGCUCCCUGACCUGGGACCUGAGCCACGGUGCAGACUUCUACAUGGUGACUGCAGAGACCAACGCCGGCCACAAGGUGGAGCUGAGCACCAAUGACACCAACGCUUACAUCUCGGAGUUCCAGUGUGGUCAGGAGUACUUCCUGUCUGUCCAGGCGGUGGAUUCAGAGUGCAGGAGCGCACCCAGCCCCCCUGCAACACUCAGGACAGGUACAUAACAUCACACCCACCCACCCUGCAACACUCAGGACAGGUACAUAACAUCACACCCACCCCCCCUGCAACACUCAGGACAGGUACAUAAUAUCACAUCACACCCACCCCCCCUGCAACACUCAGGACAGGUACAUAAUAUCACCCCCACCCCCCCUGCAACACUCAGGACAGGUACAUAACAUCACACCCACCCCCCCUGCAACACUCAGGACAGGUACAUAAUAUCACACCCACCCCCCCUGCAACACUCAGGACAGGUACAUAAUAUCACACCCACCCCCCCCUGCAACACUCAGGACAGGUACAUAACAUCACACCCACCCCCCCUGCAACACUCAGGACAGGUACAUAAUAUCACACCCACCCCCCCUGCAACACUCAGGACAGGUACAUAACAUCACACCCACCCCCCCUGCAACACUCAGGACAGGUACAUAACAUCACACCCACCCCCCUGCAACACUCAGGACAGGUACAUAAUAUCACACCCACCCCCCCUGCAACACUCAGGACAGGUACAUAACAUCACACCCACCCACCCUGCAACACUCAGGACAGGUACAUAACAUCACACCCACCCCCCCUGCAACACUCAGGACAGGUACAUAAUAUCACACCCACCCCCUCUGCAACACUCAGGACAGGUACAUAAUAUCACACCCAACCCCCCUGCAACACUCAGGACAUGUACAUAACAUCACACCCACCCCCCCUGCAACACUCAGGACAGGUACAUAACAUCACACCCACCCCCCCUGCAACACUCAGGACAGGUACAUAAUAUCACACCCACCCCCCCUGCAACACUCAGGACAGGUACAUAAUAUCACACCCACCCCCCCUGCAACACUCAGGACAGGUACAUAACAUCACACCUACCCCCCCUGCAACACUCAGGACAGGUACAUAAUAUCACACCCACCCCACCCUGCAACACUCAGGACAGGUACAUAAUAUCACACCCACCCCCCCUGCAACACUCAGGACAGGUACAUAACAUCACACCCACCCCCCCUGCAACACUCAGGACAGGUACAUAAUAUCACACCCACCCCCCCUGCAACACUCAGGACAGGUACAUAACAUCACACCCACCCCCCCUGCAACAAUCAGGACAGGUACAUAACAUCACACCCACCCCCCCUGCAACAAUCAGGACAGGUACAUAAUAUCACACCCACCCCCCCUGCAUCAAUCAGGACAGGUACAUAACAUCACACCCACCCCCCCUGCAACACUCAGGACAGGUACAUAACAUCACAUCACACCCACCCCCCCUGCAACAAUCAGGACAGGUACAUAACACCACACCCACCCCCCCUGCAACACUCAGGACAGGUACAUAACAUCACACCCAGCCCACCUGCACAACAGAUGUCAUACAUACACUCUGUGUAGACCAAUGAGUUACAGACCGGUACUGUGACAGGUGCUACACUGUUAUUUAGCACACCAGUAUACCCAUAAACAAACGCAGGUUGCCAUUUAUUGGGAUGAAUCUUGUCCUGGAAGCAGCUCUGCAGGGUGGUCACUAGCUGGCCUAGCCACAAAGUCAUAAACCUAACCCUAAACGUAACCACAGAGCUAACCUUAUGCCUAACCCUAAAUUAAGAACAAAAAGCACAUUUUUGUUUUCAUGGAUUUUUUACAAUAUAGCCAAUUUUGACUUUGUGGCUGGCCCAUCAAGCGGAAACCGCUCAGCUCUGACUCCAGAACAAUAUUAAUCCCAAUAAAUGUCAACCUGCUAAACAAACAUGUCCACUUUCACCAAGCACACCUGUAUGCCUUCUUAAAGAUUUUAAUCUGUGCGUAUUCUUUUCAUCUUCCCUCCUUCAGAGCCCUGCACUCCCACCUCCAUCUCUAGCGCAAUGGACUGUCUCUCCAACAUCGCCGUGGUAAUGUGGGCAGUGUCCGAGGGCGGAGCCGAGUACUACACUGCCACGGUGGAACACGAGGACGGCCAAUCAAAGAGCUGCAUGUCGUCCAGCUUCCAGUGCGGCAUGCCCAACCUGCGCUGUGGCCAGAAUUAUACCGUUACCGUCACCGCAUCCAACCAACACUGUCACUCCGACCCCAGUGUCGUCAACACCCUGACCACAGGUGAGACAGACCACCAGACACUUCAACAGAAGAGAGAGAGACCAGACUAGCACAAGAGAGGUCCUUGCACCACUAACUAACAAACAGACCAUGCUAACCCGUGAUAGAAAUAAACAUGUCAGAAAUAAACAUAUCACAUAUGGACCAGAGACCAGAGACCAGGCAGGGUACAGAGGUCUCUGAAUCCACAUCCAAAGGCUACCAAAACGCAAAUUUUCCCUCUGAAAAGAUGAACCCUUCUCGGUCCAUCUCCACAGUUCCCUGUGUCCCUACCCAUGUUGUGGCCGUGAUGGACUGUUCUGACAACACAGCCGCAGUGACCUGGAGCCCCAGCCAAGGCGCGCUGUCCUACAGAGCCAUGGCUCAGAGCCCCCGCGGCCUCGACUCCUCCUGCGAGAGCGCUGACCCACAAUGCACCCUGGCCAACCUGAUCUGCGGAGUGCCCUACACCGUGCAGGUGGUGGCGGUGGACGAGAGCUGCUCCAGCCUGCCCAGCCACAUGGCAGAGUUCCAGACAGGUGAGAUACUGUACACACCUGGUAGUACCUGUACACACCUGGUAGUACCUGUACACACCUGGUAGUACCUGUACACACCUGGUGGUACCUGUACACACCUGGUAGUACCUGUACACACCUGGUAGUACCUGUACACUGUGUACACAGUCAGAUCACAGAGCACAUAGUAGCUCUAACUGUACUCUACAACAGGUCAAACAGCCCAGGUUGAUACUGUAGAAAUUCAGACUGAAGGAAAUAUCACCUCAUCUCACCUAAACACCUUCUAUAUAAUUCUCUAAUUUCCGGUAGGUCUUCCACACUCUAGUGUCUACCAGUGUACCAUUCUCCCUGUAUCACUUUCCCACUCAUUCGAACGCUCCUCUCCCCUGCAGUCCCCUGUACCCCUGAGAUCACUGCGGUCCUCCUGGACUGCUACACAGACUCAGCUCUGCUGGAGUGGGCCUACGCUGAGGGAGCUGUGUCCUACACCGCCACGGCCCAAUCCGGGCAUGAAUUUACAGCCACCUGCAACACAAACCACACCAACUGUGAACUUAUGGAGCUAGCCUGUGGACAGACAUUCACUGUCACCUUGAGGGCAUCUGAUGGCCAGUGUGACAGCUUCCAGAGCCCCAGCGUGGAAGUGUCAUCAGGUGAGUUAACUAUACUAGACACAACAAGUGUCUCAUUAUAUAAUGCAGAUGCCAGAAGGAGACAAUUAUGCGAGAGAUAUCACUGAUACAGCAUACUGUAAUAACUGAUCGGCAUCGAGUUGAAAAUUAUUAGUAUAUUCCUCAUCCCCUAUUGAUAGCAUACAGUUCUCAUUUCAAGUGAACGCAUCAUAAAAGUUAACGUUAGCAAUGUGAUUAAUGGUCUCUCUCUCUCCUCCUCUCCUCUCCCUUCCCAGUCCCCUGUCCUCCCCAGGCUGUUGUAUCGCAGCUGGACUGUUUAGCUAACUCAGCCCGUGUUGAGUGGGAGGCCAGCAGUGGAGCAGACUCCUACACCGUCCAGGCUACGAGCAUGGAGGGAGACGUGACCAUCUGCGAGACCGACGGAAACGUCUGUUCCGUAUCGGACCUCAUCUGCGGCUCCAUCUACAACAUCAGUGUCAUCGCCGUAAGCAACGAGUGCAACGUAUCAGAGAGCGCCAUCAUACAGAUGCAGACAGGUUAGUCCCGCCCCUGAUGAUAACCCACCCUCUCCUGUGACCUGUCACCCUCUCAUUCCAACUGUGUGUAUUUAUACUGGAUGUGUAUGGUCUGUGUAACUGUAUACUCGCUCUCCCUCUCUCAGUGCCCUGUGUACCUGAGCAGUUGGAGGCCAAUGUGGACUGUGACUCUGGCUCUGUGUCUGUCUCUUGGGAGCCUAGCAACGGUGCCACCUCCUACACAGCUGUUGCCCAGGGCAACGGUGGCUACGGGUCAUCAUGCAACAGCAGCGACACCUCUUGCCAGUUCCCUGAGCUGCUGUGUGGCCUGUCCUACAGCAUCACCGUCCAAGCCUCUGACGAUGUGUGUAACAGCGCAGACAGCAGUGCCGUACAACUCAACACAUGUAGGUCAUCACUCUACCUCUACAUGUAGCAUUUAGUGCACCUGGACACAGAUUCAUUAUAAUAGAGAACAGCUGGACACACCUACUGGUGGGUAACUUAAUGUAGCCAGACACUCAGCUUCAAUGCAAUUGAUUGAAUGUUUGAGCAACGUUUGGGCAGCAAGCUGCCAUUGUUAGGGUUUCGUCUGGGUCCUCACACACCACAGAUGAUUGACCCAGUAUUUCCAGAGCCCUAUAUUCCCCUCUAACUGGGUGUGUUUUCUGCAGGAGAUUCCUUUCUAACCUCUAACGGUUUCUCUGUGUGCAGUGCUCUGUGAGCCCCAGAAUGUCAGUGCUAAGAUGGAGUGUGGCAGCAACGCUGGCCUGGUGUCAUGGGAACAGGGAGAGUUUGUGUCUUCCUACUUGGUGCGUGCGGUCGGCCCCGACGGCCACUGGACCCAGUGUGCCAGCAACGCCACCAGCUGCAGACUACCCAGGAUGCACUGUGGCCAACGCUACAACCUAACCGUCACAGCCCAGGAUGGGAGGUGUGACAACAGUAACGCAUACCUCACCCUGCAGUCUGGUAGGUUAUUGAUUGAUUGACUGAUUGAUUGAUGAAACUAUCAGUGUCCAUUAACCAAAAGAUGCCACAAUACACAAGAGUACAUCAGAAUACGAAGACAAUUCAAAUGUUCUUACAUUCUCUCUCUCUUUUCAGUCCCCUGUAACCCCACCAAUGUGCAGGCAUCCCUUCAGUGCCUCUCUAACUCUGCGGUGGUGACAUGGGAGCAGGCCAGCGGCGCGGUGUUGUACCAGGCUGUUGGUACAACAGAUGGAGGUCACCAAGCGAUGUGUAACAACAGUCAGACACACUGUGUCCUGAGCGGCCUGCAGUGUGGACAGACCUACAACGUCACUGUGGUCUCUGAGGACGACACCUGCAGCAGCGUAGACAGUGACACGGCACACGUCAGAACAGGUAAAGGGAGAAGUGACCUCUACAGAUUGGUGACCUCUAGUGACACGGCACACGUCAGAACAGGUAAAGGGAGAAGUGACCCCCUUAUAUCAGAUUGGAGUUCUCCUUAUUCAAUCUUGUUCUGAGGGCAGCUCUGCCUUGAUGCAGAAACAAAUGUGACUCCACUAUAGGCAUCCAAACCUCCCGUUGUAAGAAUGCUAUUCCUAUGAUUAUCACUAGCCUCCUCCUCUCUCUCCUCACAGCUCCCUGCCCUUCCCAGGACGUGGCUGUGGAUGUACAGUGUGCUGCCGGCUCCAUGAUGGUCACAUGGAGAGCCAACCCCAACGCCGAAUCCUUCCAUGUGACGGCUGUGACCAGCAGCUCCGCCGACCUGUCAUGUGACUCCAGGGGUCAUCCAAUAAGAACCGGGUGUUCCAUUGAGAACCUUCCGUGUGGAAACAGCUACAGCGUCACGGUUACCUCCAUCAGAGGUGGCUGUAAUAGCAAAGUCAGUGCCGCCGUAGCGGUGUCCUCAGGUAAGACCAGACCACAGGUGACCCCCGCACUGCAUUCAUAGGGUGUUAGACACACACUGUCUCCAGGAGGAACGAGAUUAUUCCAUCCACACCUGUUGUGUAGAACAGAACGGAAAGAAACACUCAUUUUUAUGCGUGUGCUUUUCCCUUUUCUCCAUGGAAGUAGAAAAGUAGAACAGUGGAACAGUAGAACAGUAGAACAGCAAAACCAUAGAACAGUACCAUAAAAACCUUUCUUGCUCUCCUUCCACAGCUCCAUGUGUCCCCCAGAAUGCUAAAGGUAGUCUGGACUGUAUUACUAACUCUGUCUGGGUGUCUUGGGAUGCCUCCAGCGGGGCUCAGACAUACACAGUCAUGGCCAACGGCGGCGGAGGUGUCAACUCCACCUGCACUUCUUCUUCUACUACCUGUAAUGUGCCUGACCUGGCCUGCGGAACCCAGUACACCUUCCAUGUGACUGCUGUCAACACACACUGCCAGAGCUCACCCAGUAAGACCUUCCAGAUCGAGACAGGUACGUUACAUACUGCCAGAGCUCACCCAGUAAUACCUUCCAGAUCGAGACAGGUACGUUACAUACUGCCAGAGCUCACCCAGUAAUACCUUCCAGAUCGAGACAGGUACGUUACACACUGCCAGAGCUCACCCAGUAAUACCUUCCAGAUCGAGACAGGUACGUUACAUACUGCCAUAGCUCACCCAGUAAUACCUUCCAGAUCGAGACAGGUACGUUACACACUGCCAGAGCUCACCCAGUAAUACCUUCCAGAUCGAGACAGGUACGUUACAUACUGCCAGAGCUCACCCAGUAAUACCUUCCAGAUCGAGACAGGUACGUUACACACUGCCAGAGCUCACCCAGUAAUACCUUCCAGAUCGAGACAGGUACGUUACAUACUGCCAGAGCUCACCCAGUAAUACCUUCCAGAUCGAGACAGGUACGUUACACACUGCCAGAGCUCACCCAGUAAUACCUUCCAGAUCGAGACAGGUACGUUACAUACUGCCAGAGCUCACCCAGUAAUACCUUCCAGAUCGAGACAGGUACGUUACACACUGCCAGAGCUCACCCAGUAAUACCUUCCAGAUCGAGACAGGUACGUUACAUACUGCCAGAGCUCACCCAGUAAUACCUUCCAGAUCGAGACAGGUACGUUACACACUGCCAGAGCUCACCCAGUAAUACCUUCCAGAUCGAGACAGGUACGUUACAUACUGCCAGAGCUCACCCAGUAAUACCUUCCAGAUCGAGACAGGUACGUUACAUACUGCCAGAGCUCACCCAGUAAUACCUUCCAGAUCGAGACAGGUACGUUACACACUGCCAGAGCUCACCCAGUAAUACCUUCCAGAUCGAGACAGGUACGUUACAUACUGCCAGAGCUCACCCAGUAAUACCUUCCAGAUCGAGACAGGUACGUUACAUACUGCCAUAGCUCACCCAGUAAUACCUUCCAGAUCGAGACAGGUACGUUACAUACUGCCAUUGCUCACCCAGUAAUACCUUCCAGAUCGAGACAGGUACGUUACAUACUAACUUAUGAUUUUGUGCUCAGACUCAGGUGCAAAUCAAAUUCCGUUCAGUUCAAGGGCAAUAAAAUAUUCAUUUAUAAAUGUCCUCACAGUACUCUUAACUGUCCUAUCUCCAGACUGUUCUCUGGCGGUGUACCGUCUGUGACUCUAUAAAUGAACUACCUUUCUUCUCUUCAGGUCCUUGCGCCCUGAAAACCAUCACCGCGGUGACCACAUGCCAUAGCAGCAGUAUCGUGGUUAGCUGGGAGAAUACAGAGUUAUCUCCAACCAUCGUGGCGACGGCAGAGGGACAAGACCAAUCCAUGUUCACCUGUAACAGCACGUCCACUUCCUGUGAGCUUACGGGAGUGCGCUGCGGCAUGCACUACACCAUCAUCGUCUCCGUCCCCGCCGACAAGUGCAGCACCUUGAGGAGCCCACCCCAAAAUAUCAACACAGGUAGCUAGACCACUCCACCACUAGGACACCUUACUAAUGGUCAACACAGGUAGCUAGACCACUCCACCACUAGGACACCUUACACAUGGUCAACACAGGUAGCUAGACCACUCCACCACUAGGACACCUUACACAUGGUCAACACAGGUAGCUAGACCACUCCAUUACUAGGACACCUUACUAAUGGUUAACACAGGUAGCUAGACCACUCCACCACUAGGACACCUUACACAUGGUCAACACAGGUAGCUAGACCACUCCACCACUAGGACACCUUACACAUGGUCAACACAGGUAGCUAGACCACUCCAUUACUAGGACACCUUACUAAUGGUUAACACAGGUAGCUAGACCACUCCAUUACUAGGACACCUUACACAUGGUCAACACAGGUAGCUAGACCACUCCACCACUAGGACACCUUACUAAUGGUCAACACAGGUAGCUAGACCACUCCAUUACUAGGACACCUUACACAUGGUCAACACAGGUAGCUAGACCACUCCACCACUAGGACACCUUACACAUGGUCAACACAGGUAGCUAGACCACUCCAUUACUAGGACACCUUACUAAUGGUUAACACAGGUAGCUAGACCACUCCACCACUAGGACACCUUACUAAUGGUUAACACAGGUAGCUAGACCACUCCAUUACUAGGACACCUUACACAUGGUCAACACAGGUAGCUAGACCACUCCAUUACUAGGACACCUUACUCAUGGUUAACACAGGUAGCUAGACCACUCCACCACUAGGACACCUUACACAUGGUCAACACAGGUAGCUAGACCACUCCAUUACUAGGACACCUUACACAUGGUCAACACAGGUAGCUAGACCACUCCACCACGAUAGAAGAAUCAACACAGGAAGCUACUACCUUGAGUACUCCACUACGACAAUAGGACAUAUUAGGACACAUUACUCAUGGUCAACACAGGUAGUUAAAAGUGCCCCACCACUAUAUUGCGACGCAUAAAGAUACAUUACUCAUGGUUAACACGAAACAGAACAAAAUAAAGCAAACAACGAUUGUAAUCAAUACUGAUCAACACACAAAGUGCUCUACACCAGAAAUACUACAGAGAGACUGUAUUACUGAGGGGGUUGCUACUAGCUAUCCCAAUAUCCUGACACUUUCCCUCUAACCUCUGCCUCUAGCUCCCUGUGUCCCUGAGGAUGUGACAGUGGUAGCGUCCUGCGAGGCAGAAGGUACCGUGGUGUCCUGGGCUCACUCCUUGGUGGCCCAGUCCUACCUCCUCACCGCCACCGGCCGAGGCGGUGACAUCCGCACCUGUAACAGCUCUGUGAACAACUGUACCCUGGCCAAGCUCCACUGUGGUCAGCCCUACACAAUCAGCGUGACCGCCAGCACCAGCACCUGCACCAGCCAAGCCAGCCCCGACGUCACCUUCAGCACAGGUACAGGGACAUUAUGAUACAGCAGGUAGCAGUACAGUAUUCUCUGUUCGGUAUAUACAGUAUACAAGAACAUGGAUCGAAGGGAACAUUUUGUUCGAAGGAUCAGACAAUUUACAUCAAAUACCCAAUCAUUCGAUCCAAAUGUUCCUUUGAUGCACUUCUCAUCAAGUACACCAUCCCUCCUUUUUCAUUGAGUAAAAUAUAAUGUAGAGGUCAUCUGUAACAUAACGUUGCUGUUAUAUUCAAGUAACCAUUGCUGUAACAUUGCAUCUCUUCUCUCCUCCCAGUGCCCUGUGACCCCAUUGGCCUGUCCAUUCAUGUCCAGUGUAAGACUAACUCAGGCGUGCUGUCCUGGUCCCCCAGCCAGGGCUCUGUGGGGUACUACGGCUUUGCCCAGUCUGAGGAUGGGGACAUGCUGUACUGUGACAGUAUGGACACCUCCUGCACCAUCCAGGGUCUGGACUGUGGAGCCAUGUACAACUUCUCUGUGCUGGCCUCUGAUGGAACCUGCAACAGCUCGUACAGCCAACCCCUGCUUGAGGGAGCAGGUAAUAACCCAUCCAGUUCUUUGAGAUAGAGAUGGUUGAGGAGUAGAGUUAGUGAAUUAAUGACAUCAGGAGGACAGGGAACACUGCAUACAGGACAAUGUAAUAAAACUGUCUAAUCAGAUACUGGUUAACUAAUAUAGAGAUGAAUGCAAUAGUAUAGAUUAUAAUGACGUGUACCAUCUUGAUUUCUUCUCCCUAUCCUUUCUAACCUCCUUCCUCUCUCCCCCUAGCCCCCUGCGCCCCUGCCACCGUGCGUAACCGCAUGCAACUGAUUGGCAAGACCCACUUUGCCCGUACCUCCUGGAGUGCGGUCGUCUGCCCCAAUGUCGAGUACCUGGUUGAGAUUACCGGCAGUAUCCUGGAUGACCCGCAGGUCAUAUUCGAGGUCUCGUCCUAUUGGACAAAGUACACCUUCUUUGAGUUGGCCCUGUCCUGUGGCUCCUCCUACAGUCUGACGGUCCGUACCAGGAACUCUGCCGGAACCAGCGAGCCCUCCACCCCCGUUACCGGGACAACAGGUAUGUUAACUAAACAUGGAGCCAUAAGGGUUUGAAUGUGGAAACUGAUUUAAUAUUAUAAUGGAAAUGCUAAUGAUCAGCAAUGCUACUGAUCUGCAAUGCUACUGAAUUCAGUCAAUCUAUUCUGAGGGCAAUGUGACCUUAGUCUAUAAAAAGGGAGUGACAGUUUUGGCUGGGAAGUAACUUCUGCCCUGAGGUGGGGGAUGAUCCUAAGAGUAGGGCUGAGGGAUGUUUAUUCCAGAGCUGACAUUACUAAACCAACCCUUUCCCUUCCAGCGCCCUGCGCACCUCUGGCCGUGAGCUACACCGGUGCCGUGCUGUCCUGGGAGGCUGCAGUGUUCGCCACACAGUACACCGUCUACAACCUGACUGGAGCCGGCCGAACGCAGGUGUGUUCCACCACGGAACUGUCCUGUCAGCUUAACAACGUCCAGCCAGGCGCCAUCGAGGUUACCUCUAGCAACGCCGUGGGAGAGAGCGUCCCCACCAAAGACAUCAACGGUGAGAUGGGAAAAUAUGAGACAGAAGGAAAAUAUUCAUAGUAGGCAAAUUAGGCUACAUUUGGAUAUCAUUGUUUUGCCUGUUUUUAUCAGCGAUUCCAAGUGAAUCCAACCACACUGUGAUGAAUAAACCAAUAUGGAUGAUGAUAAAUAUCUACCGCACAAGGUGUUGUGCUUGUAUUCAAGCUUUCAAUAACACAUUCUCGCUUUGAUCCUGUUUCUCAGGGCCAUCAAAUCGCAACAGAAGAGAUCUGGGGAUGGCAGAGCCUGCAAUGUUUGCUGACUUGUCCAUUAGAGGUUAGCACAUUCUCAAACUGCCACGCCAUCUCGUCUUUCCACCAUAUAUGCAUAAUUAUAUUACUCACACUCUCAAAAUAGUUCAUGUCUAGUCUACAAAUAUUCAAAAGGUCAAACAAAUAGUGAAAUCAAUGGUUCAUAUCAAUAACAUUACUUUUCCUCCUUCCCUUCAGAGGAGCUGUCCAAACCCAUGGUGCUAGUCGCUAUGGUAACAGGCGUUUCCCUGCACAUGGAGUGGGCACCGGUGAGGGACGCCACCCUCUACACCAUUAUCAUCGUCCAAGAAGACACACCCUCCAGACGCCAGGUGUUGACCGUCUCUGAUGAGCUGACCAAAGUGAAUGACCUCGAGCCCACCACAAGAUACUGCAUCUUCGUCUCGGCCAAGAACGAACACACCCAGAGCAACUACUCCAAGGAGUGUGUCACUACUGGUGUCCCCAUG